Molecule: messenger RNA, 81671 nt
Organism: Xyrichtys novacula (pearly razorfish)
Lineage: Eukaryota; Metazoa; Chordata; Actinopteri; Labriformes; Labridae
Source: the annotation of a GenBank genome assembly
AUGUCUGCCGCUCAAGGACUCCUCAACAGCGUCUUCUCCUGCUCCUCUCCUGCCUCCAAAGCCAUAACCAAACGGAGGCUCCGUCAGACCCGGAGCCUGGACCCUGCUAUCAUAAGACACUGCGGCAACGGGAGCGAAGGAUUGAGCGGCGCAUCGUUUGCCUUGGACACAGGUGCGUCCUCGGAGCGCUUGGCUGUGAAACCGUCUUUACGCACGAAGAUCCCAACACUCAAAGAGCCGAUCUCACCGUCAAUCUCCUCGCCUUCCAUACCUUUGGAUGUUUCCCCUUCCUCUAACUUCCACUUUGACUAUGAUUUCGGGAAGCGAGCAAAAAGGAAUACCGCCGGGGAUUUACCGUUUCUGGUACGGGGAUCAGGAGCAGCGCAGUCAGGGAGCACCGGAACGCUGUUCUCCCCGCGGAGGUGGCUCCAGAAGAAAGCGCAGCCGUCCAGCUCGCAGGCUUACGUCGUGUGGAAGUCAGAGGUAAACUUUCACACAUUGGCUCCGGUGCAGUGAUUAUGGUUUCCUGCAGGUAAUUUUAUCCCUUUUUGCAGCACACUCAGCAAAAGACUCACCAUUUCAAUUGAGAAUAAAAUAGCAAAUUGCAAUUUUCUUACGUCAAGUCUCCAAAUAUCUUCUGUACUCAGGAUUAAAGGCCAAAACCUUAAGACUUUGAUUUAUAAGACUCAGUCAGGAAAAUUGGUCAACCUGCUUGAACCAGCAAAUGUUUGACACCUGCUUGAAAAAAGUCCAACUCUUCUUUGUAUCCAUCAAUACAUUCAACAAACCCUCGCAUCUCUAGCUGAGUGCAAUCCUUGACAUCAAUAUUAGACAACAUCACCUAGAGUCAGCUACUUGUUUACAGUUUAAAAGCAUACAAGAAUGAGAGGAUUGAAGGUAAAGUUUUAAAAAAAAGGCCUUCGACACAGUAAAUGGUGAAAUCUGACAUUUCAACAUUUCUGUUAAAUUUAAUUCCCAUUCAAAUUACAAUUAACAUAAUAAACAGUGUGCUGUGAUCAAUAACACCCAGUGGGAAUUUUUCAAAACUUUACCAGGAAUCCCCCAAGGAACCAUCCCGGGCCCACCAUCUUUAGCUUCUAUAAUGACUUGCAUAUUGUUAGGUGUACAGGUAACAAAAUGACCUGCUGAUGUUGUGCAGCUUGAUUGUGAUCCCUGCAGAUUUGUGUUGCCAAUGAGUCACCAUAUAGUCAUAUCUUUGUAUUUUAAGUUGCCAUCUAUAGCAUAGAUAUUUGUGGGGAGUACAACAGCAUUUUUACUGAGGUCAAGGGUGCCAUUCAUUGGUCAGGUUACGAUGAGAGCCCCUUCUGCUGGAUCAAACUGCAAAUUACAUUAGAUGGGCUGUUAUACCUAGAAUGUCAACAUGAUUUUCCACAAGAUUGACUGUAUUAAUUUGACUUUAACUGGGGGACUGUUCAGUAGGAACAAGCUGAAAUGAGGCAUAUCUAGUGUGCAUAACAAUAAAAAGUGACAAGGUUCAAACCCUGGUCUUAGUUUUACAGUUUAUUCUACCUGUCCCAAAAUGAGUGAUAAAUAAAACACCAACCAACCACCAACAAAAACAACAGUAACCUCCUUCAGCAAGUCGUCUUGUAUUCUUUGAUGAGUUUUCCAGGACUUAGAUUUUAACAAUAUGAGAAAGUUGCUCAAAAGAAUAUAUUUGUGCUUGUUUUCAACAGUUUACUCUCUGUGACAGCUCUUGGAUCAAUUAGAGAAAGCAAUCAGCAGACUUUACACUCCAUUUGUUUCUCCUAUGAGUGAAACCCACUCCUCGCCAAGACACACAUCUGCUUAAAAUCUCUUAAGGUUUGAUCCCCUGACCUAGAACGCCUCCUCAGUGUUCAUACAAGACGUCACAACUUGAGAUGUGUGUGUCUGUGUGUGUUUGGUGAUGGUGCAGCCUAACUGGAAGAUUUACUGCUUUUGAAGUGGGAGUGUUGACCCCGCGGUGACCCUGCAGUGACAUCUGCACCUGGAAUUCAUCCAGAAUCAAACCAGUACACUACGACUGGGGCAGCUGUCUUGCCCAAGGGCAUACUGGUAAUUCAGUUUGGGGGGGGGGGGGGGUGAGGGAGCAUUGCUUUACCUCUCUAAUUUUCCGUGUGACGCUGAAAUACCUCUGGGAAAGCUAAAGUCAAACCUAUAGGACGAUUAAGUUCAUUAAUUCGAACAAAAUGUGCAUUGAAGUGCACCGAAAAUCCUCUUUAUGUUGUCGUCUCUCGGCCUUUUGUCUUCAAAUAGGCCUCAAAUUGAGUGUGAAUUAGGGGAGGGCAGCCUAUGAAAUCCUUAAGAAAACAUACUUGGGCGACUUAUUUUUAGCAGGGGGGCUUUAUAGGCUGCAUAUUUGGCACCAGUCCACAUGCACGGGUGAAAAGGCACAGUGAGUUUUCCAGCUUCUUCUCCCCCUUGUCUUCUCAUUUGCUUGUUUUUACGCAUGAAGUGUGUGCGUUUGCCACAGCCAGCCAGCGCGUGUGCACGCUGCUCAAGCUCAAGGGUCCUGAGGACACACGGCCCCCGGACUCGGUUCUCACGACUGCAAGUGGUCACAGGGUCAAAGCCGUGAAACCCUCGAACAGCUCUCCCAUCAUUCUCUAUUAGCCAGAGCAGCUCCGGCUCCACACUCACAGAUAGGCACGUCUCUGCACUCUCCUCUCUUCCUCUCCUCUGAGACUCAGAGAUGUGGAGAAGCUCUCGCUCAGCAGAGUUUCCCACCGUUGUAUGUUUUCCAUACACCCCCCCUCCCUUUCCUCAGAUACGGCCCACUGAGGAUAACAUGAGGCCAUCGGUUUGGAGUCAUUAACACAAUCUGGACCAUGAAGUUAUUGCACCUCAGAGUGUUUGUAAAAAAACACAGCCAGGACAUGUUAAAGCUCUGCUGGGAGGUUUCACAAACUGCUGGGUGUGAGGUAAAAUAGUUCAAACACCAGUCAACGCUGACUUUACAUCAGGAAUGUUCUGAAUCUGGCAGAUUAUAUACCGACUUCGUAGAAACUGAGCAUGCACCUCAAUUUACUUCAUACAUUACAGCUCCACAUGCUAUGAAUAACACCGUAGUGAGUUGUUACCCUGUGAGAUUACAAGUAUGCAACACUGUGAUAAAAACAGAUGUUUCAUAACAACCUGACAUGGAUCAAAAUUUUUAAUGGUAUAAACAUUUGAGUCAGCAGCAUACUUGUUAUAUUUCACCUAUAAUAAGUGAAUCAAGCUCCUUGUAAACUCACAUGAUUACUAUGCAAGUACCCAGGUUAUUCCUGCAUCUGUUUGCAUAUUGGGGAGCAUGUUGCACCAGUACUACAAUGCUCUUAAAAUAAAGGAAUUUGUUUAUUAAAGACAUGCCUGAUAGUGCGAUUUGGUGUGUGUGCCUAUUAGACUUGCAGACAGCUCUUGUGUGGAUACCCGUGUCAAGGGAAAAGGAGGGGAGGGUUUGAUAAUAUUUUCAUCAACCAAAGGGGGGUAAAGUUUGAAACCACUGCCCUAGAAGAUGUUUACUUGGUAUCCUGAAGUCUGUUUCCUUUUCUUGCACUGAAAAUAGGGCAAAAACUGCCUCUGUCAGCAUAAUUUGUGUAUACAGAGUCUGAAAAGGAACAUUGAAUCUCUAAGCAGAAAUCACAGUUUUUCAGUCAGACCAGGCUUUGAUUUUACACAGGCACAACCAUUGGCUUUUGGUGUAGCCAAGGCUAUAUUCCUAUAAGAGCCGUAGACACCCUGAAAGGAAAGCUAAGACAGUUAAAGCUCUUCAUGGUGACUGGCUACCAUCAAGCUUCUGUGCAUGCUAAGGCCAACAUAUGUCAAUAUCGGGUAUGUUGCAGGGCUUGACACCAACUUUUUUCACAAGGAGCACAUGUUUUCCUAAGUUGAAAAAGUUGACAAAGAACUUUAGGAAGCUAUUGAAAGGAAAACAGCCUUUUUGAGAACAUCAACCGGUAAUUUGUUGAUGGUCCCUUAUUCAACACCCGACAUUGUUGACAGCAAGGACCACGCUGGAGAGUGAGAACAGACCAGUAGAUCUGCUGUGAAUGUCCAUCGGAUAGCCAACCUAAAACCGACUUCACCGCAGUAUUUACAUGAAAAAACAUUUGUUGCCUUGGCCAAUUUUUUUUUUAUUUAUGCGCACAUGUGCCCCUAAAUACAUUUUACAAUUCGCACACAUCUACUUUAAGUCACAAAUGCAAGUGAAAUGGUCACACCGUCGAGCCCUGUGUUAUCUCCAAUCUUGGCACCACUUUGGCUUCACUUAUCCGCAAUUGGAGGAGGUGGAGAUGUCUCAUUCAUAUUUAUACACCGACACGAGCCAAUGGCAACCAUCAGUCUCUAUUUGGACCAUCUCUACCUGAUCAGCCAGCUAUUUGAGGUCCCGUUUUAUGGUUGUGUUUGUAACCCUGUGUUGAUAUGUGUUAGGGCAACCUGUGCGGAUGAGUCUCGUGCUUUGCCUUUUUAAGGAGGGAGACAAGAGCAGAGAGGCAGAGAGUGAAGAGCGCAGCAGAGACAAAGUGGAGAUGUAACAGUUUACACUAAAAGCAAGCUCUGACAGUUAUAUUGGCCAUGAUUGCUUAACAGCUGUUUCCAUGGUCGGGCUGUUGAUGUGGAAGCAACAAUGACGGGCAAAACUAAUCAUCAGAAAAUACCCUCUGUGUUAUUCCUGUAGGAGGGUCAGUGACUGGAAGCAGCUCUUUAUGUGGAGUGAUGACUCCAAACACGGGCAUCAUUGUCAACACGUGGUCUUGAGAAAUAGCCAAAGUAUAAAAACAGAGCUGAUUUUUACGUUCUUGUUGAUGCAGUGGAAUUUGUAAGUUUAGCGUGUGAAACUGCCGCGGAUAGUCCCUCAGCUUUCGCCAACAAUAGCUCGCUUAUAGGCGUGCAAACACACACACACUCAGGCCCGGAGAGGAAACAGUGGUCUGCUAAUUUAAUCCUGGUUGUUUAUUGGGCGCCACAGUGUUGACAUAGUAAGGUCUAUUUUUAGACUGUGAUACUUUUAAGAGAUAGACUUGCAGGGAAAAUCAUUCCAAUGAAAUCCUUAUCCUGGAAAUAAUAAUUAAAAAAAAUAAAGAAACAGCUCCCUGAUGCAACCUGAGUGCCAAAAAAGAUGGUAGGCUGUGCAAAAUGUUAAUAAAAGCAAACAUAGAUGGUUGGUAAACCAUUUUGGAGCCUAUUUUAAUUAGAAAAAGGAACUCCAGAGGGUUCAAAUCUCUUCUAAUUAAAGAGAACAGAAGUUUCAAUACUCUGUGAGGGAUAAACUUUUUCGCAACUUGUGUUGUAAAAUGUCGACAGUGGAGUUUCGUUGCUUUGCUCAGGUAAGAUCUUUGCAAUGUCGCAACAAAGAUCUGCGCUGAUAACAGAGUAUUUUAGGUUGUGAGAGCACAUCCCAAAAGGUGCAUGUGUCAACUACAUGUUCCCAAAAGUAUUGGGCUGAGAAAAUGUUGUGAAACCACCGAAGAGUUCGUGCGCAAAAGAAGCUUUACUGACCUACAUGCUCAUGAUGACUCAGAUUCAAAUUUCUUAUUUGUUUUUUCCCAUAAAUUCAAUAGAAGACGUCUUGUUUGGCGUUUUUUCAGAUCAACAUCCCAGUGCUCUCGUAACAGCACUUGAAAUGGAAAAAAAGGAUACUCAUGAAUGAUGGCUUACACGUCAUGUCACCGUAUCUAAAAUUCUCCACAUAUCCCUGUAUGAUUUAUGCAAUUAAUCCAUUACUGAAAUGCGUCACGGUACAAGAGCUUUGGAAACAUGUAAGGAAAAAAAACUUCAUGAAUUUCAGGUUUCUGAGCAAAAUAAACAAGAACUCUUUUAAGUGCUGUUCCUGUCUUGAAUAGUGUCAGCUGGCUGGUCUACCACUUUUGUUUGGACCUACAUAUCUGGACUUUUCCUGGAGGGAUUGGCACCACGUUUGGUAGGUCCAUUCUUGGUACCCAGAGUAUGAAGUCCAAAUACUUUUGGGAUCCAUUCAGCUCCACAAUGAGUUUCAAAUUUCACACAUUUAAACUUAAAUUUUUAUCUGAAAGAGUAACAACAGGUCACCAGCGACCUCUUAAAACACAACUCGGAAAGUUGAUUUUGAAGCAAGCAACACCUCUUCCAAGACAAAAAGCCAAUCUUUACUGAUUCAACCUUCUAGUUGAACGGAGAGAAGGGUUAGGGAGUUUUCUCUUCAAGGAAAGUUUCAAUGCCUUGAAAAUAUUCAGGUAGACUUGUAAAUGAAUGCUCAUUUGUUGACUUAAUGUAUAAAACUCUUGUAGUACGAAGCAACCAGAGAGUGAAAACGUUUCCUUUAAAGGUAGCCUUAAUAUUUCCAAUGUAAACAGCCCCACACCACCAUUAUUAGGUCCAAGAAUACAUUGAAGACAGUUUCUUGGCCUCCGGUUUGAAAUUUCGUUGAACACUCCCAUGAUUUAUUCUGAUCAAAUCAUACACACGGUAUGUAAAAUAUGUAAUUAAAAACAUUUAUGUUGCUGCAUAGUCAGACUUUGAAACCAUUUUUUCAUCUGCUGGCGUAAAGCUUCAUUUAUCAGAAAUCAUGCUCUGUGUUUGUCUUAAACAGCCGGAGCUGCUGCACAUGUUUGCCAUCGCUCAUGCUAUGAACCAUGGGAGCUGGGGCAUUCACACAGGUCAUGGCUCCCUGCCAGGAGGCAACAGCAAAGUUUUCUUUGCUUUUUUUUUUUUUUUUAACAGGAGCAGUCCACAUUUAAGUAUUUCAAAUAACAACAACACAUGGUGUGAGUAUGGAAAAAUGCUGGAGCGAAUUCUCUUAUCUGGACUUUGCAUCUUAUCAGCGGUUACUUGUUAGGAGGGAAAUUUUGGCUUCGGAUGAGAGGAUUGUUGGAGCAAGAUCUUGGAAAGCACUGUUAUUUCAUUUUCAAAAGUUCUCUUUGAUGUCGAUGUAUGGGGUCCUCAGCAAUUUCUCUGUCGUUGUUCUCCGCUUAUCUGGUUUGGAAAUCAUUUUAAAAUACCCAAGAAAAAAAAAGCAGUCACAGUUUUCAGAUUGUGACGCCGAAGAGUCUCAUUUGGGUGAUCUAGAGCCACAAAAUAUCCUGUAUUCUUACAUCAGAGACAGAGAAAAGAUUUGAGAAUCUACUGUCAAGGGAUUUUUUUUUUUAUAACUUCAUCCAGGAGUUCAAUAACUAAAAUUUGAAAAGAUUACCUUUUCAAAUGGAGUUGUCGACAUCUGUUUAAGCCCUCUUCUAAAUGAAAACCACUAUGUAACAGUGAAAGUGUGAAGAUACAACUCCAAAUCCCAAAAGAACAGAUAUAAAAUGUAGAUAUAACAGAAUUGUAUAUUUCGCAAAUCCUGGUUGUUCCCCUAUUUUUUAGAGUGAAUUUCCUAAAAGAAUCUCACAUGGCACAAUUUUAACUUUGCCUCAGUCCAUCUUAAAUAGACGAGGGUCCGAAGACAUUACAACAACUCCAACUCAUGUUCAAACAUGUUUUUCUUGUGUUAUGUAUCAUCUCAAAGCAGUCAUGGAUGCUGUCUGUUAUUAAAUCGAGCACUGAUAACGAUCCCUCUUUAAAGCAGGAGACUUGGCACCCAUGAUUUCCAAGAAUCUGUCAGUUGGGAUUUGUCACCAUACGUUGAUUUCCACUCCAGAGUCAUGUCUGUGGGCCUGAAGGUCAUGGCCAUCCAGUAAAGUUAGAUUUAUUGGAUUUCUCCAGAUUAUCCAACUUAUCCAAUUAUCCUAACUUUUUUACAUUUCAACAUCUGAUAUGUUGUCUUUUUACUAUUUGCAGUAAAAUAGAAGGUUUUUAUGAUUUGCAAACCAUCAAAAUCUGUUUUUAUCAACAUUUUAAAGUGUCCCAACUGAGUAUAUUUCUGCUAGUUCUUUGCGUUUAUUAGAUUCACAUUCCUUUUAUGUAACAAAAAGAGAGUUACAAAUCUUUCACAGUUUUCCAAGUCUUUAAAAUCUCAUAAAUCUAUGUAACAGCAGUUGAGACUCUAUAUUUCAAAGAUUUCCUCUUUCAGUAUAUUUUCGGACCCACUGUACAAGACUAAGAGGCUUGAACUGGUGAACCAAACAGCUAUCCAUCCUGCCUUUCCUCCCUGAUUUCCUCCCUGAGAUCCCUCAAAGUGAGGAGGCUGCGUCGGAGGAACAAGACCUUGAUGGUGUGACAUCUUUGGAAUUCAAAAAUACACCCUUACUUUGCCUUGGAUGGUUCAGCCAAGAUUCAACACAACAGCUAUCUCGACAAAUUCACUUUCUACUAAGUAUAAGUCUGGCCAGAGUGGAUCAUAACGUUGAUAAAGAGGUCAAUUGAAGAAGUCAUCAGGAGGCUUGAUUAAAAUACUGAAAUUGAGAGUGAAGACAGGUUGAUAUGCUUGGCAAGCAGCGAUAAUUUCAUAUUUAGAUCUCUGCCAUUUUCUUCCAGUGUUCUUACACUCCUUGUUAUUGUAAAGACGGCCUCUGCUCAGUGUUCCAGUCCGACUCCCCUCCAGGGAGAAGCUCUGGAUUUACAAAUGCGAGCCUGCGUUGCUGUAGUUUGAUUACAGUCCUCGUUAAGUUUAAUGAGUCUGGUUGUUAAUAUGUACAACUUACCAACAGACUGGACUGAAGUCUGUUUUCAGUAACCUGAGGUGAACACUAAGAGCGUAUUUUUUUUUGCUGAAUGUAUUGGGCUUGGACCUCGAGUGACUUUUUUACAACUUCGGAGAGAGGACUGUCUUCUCCUGUUUUUGCCCUUGUUAGAUGUAAACCAGAAUGGGCAGCAAACACAAUGAGUCAAGGUUUUUUUACAGAUAACGAAACAGAAAUGCAACAUAGCCUAAAUACUGGAGGGAGUGUGAUAUAGAUCUAUUAAAAAGAAGCAAAAACAGACAGUCGUAUAACUGUAACCUGCCUUAGGCUUUGGCAUUCCUUGUGGAGGGGCAGGUCUGGGGGUCUUUGCUGGUGCUCUCCCUGCCUUUACAUGGCUUUCAUGUAUGUACAAGAAAGGGAGGGGACCCGCCCCCAGGCUUUGGUAGUCCUUGUACAAUCUCAGACUUUAUAUGCAAAAGUAAAGGUAGAGAAGCCACCAAAAGUCCAAACUGGAUACUAACCGUAGAUAUAGAUUGCAUAGAUCAUUUAGGAGAUAGGAUGUUUAUGUUUUUGAGUGUCAUCACAGUGACUUACAAACUCUACUGCGCAAAUGCCGGUUUCAGGAAUGGAAAAAAAGGAGGCGGAGCCAAGUUGUCCAUACUAUACACCAGAGGGACAUUUUUUUUUUUGAAAUUAUGAAAUAUAACCCUCUCUCUCCCGUUCCGUGUCUGAAGGUUACAGGAUAUACUAUAAUGGUAGAGCCCAGAGUAUGGAGUGCGGUUUAGAAGCUAAUAGGAUAUGACAUCAACAUAUGACACCAAUGAGAUGUCAGCACCUGAGAGACCUUGACAUACUGUAUAUAAUAUGUGGGAAAGAAUAUUUUAAGCCUCAUUUCAUUCUGCACAGAAACACGAUCCCUCUGUCAGGGGGUAAUUCUUGACAUGUACACAUUAUAUCCUGUUGAAAAGAACAUAUGAAUCAGCGGGGCUUGUUCGGCAGUGUUUUGCUUUAGCAAUCUCACAUCUCCUUUGGGAUGUUUUGUCAACAAUGACGGAAAAAGAGAGCAGCUUGAAAUAGAGACGGCCCAAAAGCAAACAUUAAUUUCCGCAGCCCAAAUCUCUCUCAGUGUCUUGUCUGUUGCAGAUUAAACCUCUCCACCGGUGAGAACGCACAAGUGUUGAGUUACUGUUAGUGGGAGGGAGUGUGUUUUGGUGUGUGUGGGAGGGAACCCGACGGCACUGGGUGGAUGAUCUAAUUGUGCACUUUUGGGUCUUGGAGGCAUAAAUGUUCCUCUCCCUGGGGUGCUAGUGUGUGUGCAUUUACAGUGACCUCUGUGUCCACUAAUGUUCUCUGUAAUGUGGUUUGUCAUGGGCCAGAGGGGAAGCAUGGAUAAGAUUAUCUCGCAUGUGCUUCGUGUGUUGGGUUUACAACUUCCCAUUCAAGUGCUGUGAACUAAAAACAAAACACUGAAUAUCUUUUGCGAUCUAUUAAUAUUUUUUUCCCCUCAAUUUCCUUUAAUAUUUCAUUUCAGAAAGACAUGAUAGGGAAAGUAUUCUAAAACAUUACCAGAUAAGAAAAGAAAUGCUUGCACAAUGUCUUGACACUAUAAACAUCCAUCAUCCUUCACCCCAUAGCUCAGCUCAGUCUCUGAUGUUGCAAUACUGAUAGGAUUAAGUUCAAUGUUGACCAAACUGUUUUUAUACUGAGGGGAAUAGAGAUAAGGAGGUUAUUAAAUGGACUGAGGAGCCAUUGGUGGGUGCUGAGUUGUAUCACCCACUUUCGCUGACCCUUGUCUGUUGCGGCAAAAACAUUUGAAGCCCACUGGGAAUCGAAACGACGACUUUCCAUCAACCAAGAGAGAGAUUGAGAUAAGGAAGUAGAGUCGAGGCUGGCCUUGAGCAUCCUAUCAAACAACUAUAUUAUAUGGGUGGGAGUAAAAAUCGAUACAGCAUUGUAUCGCGAUAUUUUGUCUGGCAAUAUAUCGUAUCCUCUUAUUUACCAGCUAUUGAUUUUUUGAAUUAAUUGUUAAUAUGAAGUCAAAUCUAUGAUAAUGGAAAAAUAAAAUCAACUGUUCAGUGAGGUUGGCAGAGGUGACAUCAUAGAGCAGGAGAAAGUUACUGCAAAAAAUAUAUGCAAGGUUAGCAGGUUGUGCUACAUGAAAAUAGAAUACAGCAUAAAUAAGACAAACAUAAAGGAUAGACAAAUGCUAAAUUAGCUUAACAGUUGAAAAAAUUGUAUAAAUCACAAUAUAUUGUAUCACAAUACUCACUAUAUUGCAAAAUGUUAAAAAUCGCAAUAAUAUCAUACCGUGGCCCAAGUAUCAUGAUAAUAUCGUAUCGUGGGGCUACUGGUGAUUCCCACCCCUACUAUAUCAAACCUAAACUUUGCAGCACUCUUAAGGUCCUUACACACCGGGAGUGUUUUUUUCGUGCGAUUAUUUCGGACAUCAAUAUUUUGAUUCGAACCUGUAUCCUGUCAAUACAAGCAUUCACAUCAACGAUGUUUUCCUGUUUUGCGAUAUUGCGUUCUUUUUUCGUAUCACGGUCGAAUUUUCUAAAGUUUCACAUGCUGUGUGUCCACUUCUGACCAAUCGGAUUGUGUGUUGUUGCAACGUCAGAUUCACCGGUAGAUCCAACAUGGCCGACCGGCUGAUUGUUUACAUUUCGGAGAACAGAGUGUUUUUUUGAUAAAAAGCACAAACAAUACAAAGAUAACGACCUGAAGGACAACUUGUGGAGAGUCAUAGCGUUACUCAUAUGACGAUGGUUUGUGUGCUUUAACAGUUUGCUAAACGUCUUUGUUUUAACUUUCAUCUGUGCUAAGUAACUUUAGCUCGUAAGCUAACCUGUUCAGAUACAACAUACCAUAUGUAUUUUCACUGUCUCAAACUCAAUCGCGUUGCUGUCACAGCAGCAUUAGGUCUCGGUUGUUACCUUACGUUUAUGGAUUAUAGUUUAAUGUGCUUAUCUGGUACUGGCCCCGACUCAGUACAGACGUUCCCCGUGUGUAAGGACCUUUCGGCCGAGUCUAUAAAUCUGCAUCGACUUUCCUGAGCAUGACAUACUUGUGUGAUGGAAUGCAACCAAGCCAUCACUCUGCAACCUAAAGCUCAGCCUAAAUGCUGCUCACCAGUUUCCAGUCCCAGGUUCAGAGCUAAAAAGAUGUAAUUUUAUGCUAAUCCUUUAAUUUCAAUUAAGAGAGUGUACAUCCUUUGUGUUUCGGUGGGUGGGUGUUUGUGUACCAUGACCAUAAGGAAUGUCAGGAGGACACCGUGUCUUCAUAUCCUGUCCUGCUGCAGAAAAAAUGAGCCCAAAGGAAUAAAAUCCAAUUUCAUCUCCUGAUUUUAUCAAGCUCCGGUUUUUAUCCGAAUGUUGGUUUCCGAGUUCAGGAAAGGACAUCCUGCCUACAGCCCUUGUAGAUGUAUAAAACUUUUUUUUUUUUUUAGCUUAUUUUUCUUGUUUCUUGUCUCAAAAUCUACCCUGUUUUAUCAGCGAUGGUAUCCAAACUUUAAUUACUUGAAAGAAAUCUUCAGCACUGACCUUGAAAUACUCCGAAUGAUGCUGUAUUUAGGCAGCAUUAACUGAACAUUCCUGAUCACACAUGCAAGAUUUAGGUGACUAAACCGGCUUGUAAAUGUGCAUACUUUGUUCACAUGUGUAUGAGAUCUAACCCUGCAGUAUUACUGAGCAUCUGCUGCUCAAAUAUACCCCCAAAUACUUGAAGACAAAGUUCAAAUAAGCCGUGGAUUUGCAGGAAUUGGUGCAUUUUGCCUCCUUUAAAUGUGUGUUUGUGUGAGAGUGGGGAGCUUUAGGGAAUUAUUUAUUUGGAAUUCCAGGUCAGAGCUUUCAUGGCGAGGCCCCGGGGCACCUCCUGAAAGAGGGGCAGCUACUGACCAAGUGACCCCGCUGACUUCCUCUCCUCUUCGCCCGCCCAUCCCAUCUUCGACCUGGUUUUAUUUUCCUUCACAGAAGCUGACUCCCGUCCGUUCCUCUCUCUUAUUAACUCACUUUACAGACAUCCUGGCGGGAUUCUCCUCCUCAUUUAGCCUUCCAAAACCAUUUCUUUCUAAUCCCCAGCUCAAGUUAAUGCAGCAACUGAAGCAAAAACAUGAGAUCACACCAGUUUGAUUUUACAAUCGAAGAAACAAGAACUGAGCAGGGGGAUCACAGCCUGACUUUGUUGGACAGGUUCACGUUCUCUUCCUCCAAGGACUACACUAAAAGCAUUCAGCAGUUUUCCUUUGAACCUGAGCUGUGGACGUUUAAAUCAGUGUCAUCUCUCAAAUCGGCGUGUAAAACUCCCUCACAUAGACGAGUGUUUCUGCAGUUUUUUUUUUUUAUUUGAAGUUAUUCCCAUCUUACUGACAAGUAGACGAGCCCAGACUGCCAAGAAAGAACUGUUUGGUGUUCCCCAUAGGAUCAACCUUUCGGGGCAAAUUCCACUUGAGGACAAAACUAAACGUUAAAAUCCAAAUGUGCAAUGAUGGAAGGAAAAAAUGAUCUCACAGAAGUAAAAGAGAGAAAUCACUGUUUAAAAGAGACAAAGUAACUUUAAGAACAACCGCACGAUGGCAAUACAGAGAGCCACGCGCUCAACCAAAAGCCUACUCUAUAGCCACAAAUGAUGCUCAGAACAGCACCUAACUUCAUCAACAGUACAUAAAGGGUCCCAGCCACAGCACUAGCCACCAAACAUCUUUUUAACUUUGCCUAAUUUCUUCAGCAAAGAGACUAAACACAACUCACCUACUCUCUUCCAGCAGCCGUUUGUUUGUAUGGAGACCUCUGGGCGAGUCCAUCGACUGCUGUGGGGUGACGCAGCCCAAGGAAGAACAUUUAUGAUCAUUACUUUAUCAUUUUCUUGAAGGCAUAAUCAUCAUAUUAAUCAUUUUGCACUGCAUGAGGAAAUGAUCAUAAAUGUUGUUCCUUGAGCUGCGUCCCCCGACAGCAGUCGAUGGACUUGCCCAAACAAACGGCUGCUGGAAGAGAGUAGAUGAGUUAGGUUUAGUCUCUUUGCUAAAGAGAUUUUUGGUAGCUAUAGAGUGGCUUUUUGGUUAAGUGUGUGGCUCUCUGUAUUGAUAUCUGGCGUCCGUUACUCAAGUUGGUAAAACUGGAGAAGCAAGUGGUCGUCAACAGUCAUCUCUCCACAGGAUGUCUAACUCGGCGUUACGGUGGGUUUGACCCUAACUUAAUUUUAAGCUGGAAUAUCCCUUUAAAACAGACAUGACUCUGGAGUGGAAGUCACUACAUGGGCUAACCGAAAUGCCAGUCCUAUAUAAAAUUGUGUUUCGCUUUUUUUCCUGAGCAGCGCUUAUUCUUUACUUAAUUAUCCAAUAACUGUGGCUUUAAUUUGGAUUUUAAUCAGCCAUUAACCAAGGGUGUGACUUAAGAUUGAUUUUAGCCAUAAAGUAAAUCCUCUCAUCUUGGAAUCAGGUGGUUAACAAGUUCGUAAAAAUUUGAAGUAAAGUGAGAAAAGAUGCAGAUAUCCUCCAUUAUUCGAGCAUCUGUUCAGCAUAGAAUCAGACCAGCUUUAAUUGUCUUUCCUGUUGCUGUCUAUCACUGCAGCCUCUGAGAGAGCACACCCUUGACAUCCAAGUAUAAGUAUAAAUAUGACCUUGGGCCUUGAAAAGUAAAGUGAUUUAAACUGGAGGACCCCCUCUUCCAAAUCGGUCAGACAGUGAGGAAUCAAAACAGAAAGAGACAGCAGGCGUUUUAGACUCCGCCGAGCCUCUCCACGGCUAUAAAUAGAAAAAUAGCUCAGUGGAGGAACACUUGAGUUCCAGAGGCCAGGCCAGGCCAGGCGGGGGGAGCUGUAUUGGUUGCAGGUGUGGGUGUUUGCGUGUGUGUGUAUGUGUGUGUUUGGGACUGUGCUGCUUAUGCAUAAAGCUCUACUUAUUAUGUGAUGUGUGUUUGAUUAAAGCGCGGGGGGAAUGAAUAGUGCGAAGACUGCAGUAACAAUGAGAGGAAACCACUUCUACUUUUUUAGACAUCGGCUCAUCAGAAAGGCAUUAUAAUGAGAGUGCUGCUUCAAGAGAGCUGGAGAUAGAGGCUUUCAGCGCCAUCUUGUGGACAUUUGGGAGAACUGCGUUAACAUGUUUCUAAACAGGAUCAUUGUUUUGAAUCAUAUCUUCUCUUAACAACCUGCUGUAAUCUUUUGGAAACCAAGGAGGCCUUUUUCUUACUUGAAGUUAGAUUUCAGCUGCCCCACAAUUUGGAAUCUCUUUUAGUCAGCACUGUAAGAACUGUGCUGACUCUUCUACUUCUGAGCCAUGCUGGUGCAAUAUGUACAGAAAUACACAUGUUACUCCAGAAACUGUACAUAUGAAGUCCCUGUCAUUUCUGGAUCACAAAUUUUAAUCAAACUUUAUUUUUAGAGCACCUUUCAUAUAUAGAAUGUGGCACAAAGUGUUGUCCAUUCAUGCAGGAUAUAUAUAAAAAACAACAACAAUGAAAACCCCCAUUCAACACAUACAGCACUCACACGCUCACUCACACAGAUGCAUAUGUAAAAGACCAGGUGAGGACUCUUCAACUUGCCACAGAUGACUGAGGAAACGCUAUCUUGGGUUAAAAGAAAUGAGGAAACACUGAGGACUAAAAUUAUAACUCCAUGAUAAAAUAUAAAAAUAGUAAAAAAAGUAAAAUAUAGAAAAAAUAAAAAAAUAGUCUUAAAAUCAAACAAUAACAUAAAGUAAAUUAAAAAAAAUAAUAAAAUAUGAAUGUUGCUGAUUGCUUGCUUCUCUAGUUAAACCAACUUUAGUAACGACCGACCGCACAAUAGCAAUACAGAGAGCCACGUGCUCAACCAAAACGCCACUUUAUAGCCACAAAUAAUACUCAGAACAGCACCUAAUUUCAUCAACAGUACAUAUAGGGUCCCAGCCACAGUACUAGCCACCAAACAUCUUUUUAGCUUCGCCUGAUUUCUUUAGCAAAGAGACUAAACACAACUCGCCUACUCUCUUCCAGCAGCCACUUGUUUCAAGCGAGACCUCUGGGCAAGUCCAUCGACUGCAGCAUUUACUCAUGGAAAUGCAAUCAGACCAAGAAGCUAAGGCAGAAGAACUAAAAUGAUUAAUAUGAUGAUUAUUACUUCAAGGAAAUGAUAAAGUAUUGACCUAAUAACUCAAUUUAUGAAGUUAUUCAUAACUUAAUUUUACGCUGGAAUAUCUCUUUAGGACUGCUCUUCUGAAACUGUUAACACAGUCUUUCACAGAGAGGUGAAAUUCUUCCUAUCAUUACUUUUGGGAGACUCCGCCUCUCUGGAAGACCUUUUUUUUUAUACAAAAUGAUGUCACUAACCCUGUGUACAGUUUUUUUUUUCUUCUUAAACUUGUUGCCUGCAUCCAAUUUAAAGUGAGGAUAUACUUUUUAUAGACCUUUUUUUUUUUUUUUUUUAACCAUUUCACAUUUUUUUCUCACUGUUUUCAAUUACACAUAUGGUUUAAAUGAUUUACAAACCAUUAAAUUCUUAUUUAAUCAACCAUUUCCACUGCUUCUCAUUUGUUUUCUGGAACUGGGGUUGUAAAAGUUCAUUUUUUAACUAAAUUCAAUAAAUAAAACUGACUAUAAAAAGCCUAAUUUCCUCCAGUAGGCCAAAGCACAGUACAUGUGUCCCAUUAAAGCAUCUCUUACAGUGAGAGUAAAGAGUUGUUUUAGCCACCAGGGCGCAGCAUUUAGCUUUUUACAAACAUCCUCUGACUUGGCCUGACUUUGGGAACUCGCUGCAGUAUUUGCACACACACAUAAACACUCACACACACUUAAAUGAUGAAUCACAGGAUAAAUGUGGGUGGGCUGCAUUGUGGCUGGUCACAGCUGCGCACAUCUGUCUCCUCAGCCCCUCUGUGUCAUGACUAUCUUACCAAAACAUUAUAAAAGCCGAUAGCAGCUGCAGGCGGUGCAUAUUUCACAGCACUGAGGCCAAAUAUAACUGUUUAAAAUGCAGCAGGCAAGAAAACGUGGACUAUUUUCUCUUGGAAAUGUGUUAGCUUUAAAAGGAAAUUCAACAGGCCAUCUACAAACAUUUACCUUUAAACAUUUAUACGAUCAAACUGCAUGAAUUUUCUUACAAACUCCACCUUUUUUUUCUUUUUUUGAGCCAUUAAAGCAAUAAAACUGUCCGGUAAAUGUGCUUUUGUUAUUGUUACACACUUGCAAAGUAUGCUCAUAAGAGAUCUCCAGUGGAGUGGACUUGUUUGUACUGUCACCAACACCCACAUAUCAUCACACACUCACUCACACAUACACACACACUCAGAAACAUAACAAUGUGUGUUUGUGCUGCUUUAGUGGAGAACAGCGUCACUUCCAAGCAGAGAUCAUAUUCUCUCCUGCAGAGUACCUUCCCAGAACAUUAAUGUGGAUGUGUGUGUGCGUGUAUGUGUGUGUCAGGGAGGGACAGAUUGUGUGUGUAUAAGUUAUUAGUUUUAGAGAUCCAGUAGUCCCCACAUGAUAGAAAAAAAACAGCACUGCUGGCCUACUUUUUGGACUCAGAGUAGGAACAAGAUGUUUUAUAUUUGAAGUGUUUAAUGGAGGGCUUCAGCUCCAGUAAAAUCGGGCUUAAGCAAACAAACAAGAGGUGUAAGGCUCCUUUAAAAUCUUAUUUUCUAACUAAAACAUGUUUACUUAAAGCAGUGGUUCUUAAGUCCAGUCCUCGAGGCCCACUGUCCUGCAUGUUUUGGAUGUUUCCCUGCUCCAACACACCUGAUUCAAAUGAUCAGCUCGUUAUCAAGCUCUGUAAUGGCUUACUAACGAGCUAAUCAUUUGAAUCAGGUGUGCUGGAGCAGGGAAACAUCCGAAACAUGCAGGACAGUGGGCCUCGAGGACUGGACUUAAGAAGCACUGGAUUAAAGGAAGACAAGCUUACACACCAAACUCUGUUGAGUCAGGGUUUUACUUUAAUCAGCCACCUUGUGUCAAAAGUGUCCACCCUGGGAACAUCCAACCAAACCUGGAAGAGAGGGGUUUUAUAUUUCCAGGAGCAGCAACAGUAUCUUGUUUGCAAUAAACAGCAGAAGAAGAGGAAGAGGCGGGUAGUUGACGUAAGCCAUGAAGAAACUUAAAGAGACAAGCAGGCAGGAGUUGGAUUUGGUUGGUAUGCAUCACUUUGUGUGUCUAUGCUCAGCCCUCCAUCACACAUGCAGCUCUCACUUCAAUCAACAAGUUUUCAGCUACAGACAUUUUUCAAGUCCAUUUGGCAUCCCUUUCAGCUGUUGAAGUUAUAUUUGUGUUACCCUAAUUACUAUGUUUUAAAGUCCCAAUCUGUAGGUCUGCAGGUCUAUGAGCUCCACUUUGAAGUUUUCGGUUUAUUUUGGAGAAUCUGGUCGACCACAAUAUGCCCCUCGAUCAUGAUACCCCUAUGUUGUUUAUGGAGAAAUGUUAUGGGGUGCGCCUUUCCCAGCCCUCUGCUGAGCUGUGCCGAUUCAAGUCUGGGUGAGAACGGCCAAAUAGGUAAGAAAGCUGACAGAUUACCCGUGACUCACCCACAACACAAGGUGUUAACGACCUUAGAAGAAAGUAGGUCAAGAGCUCUUUUAAUGACUGCCCUUUUUACGAUGAUUAUUAGCAUACUUUUGACCCUCAGAGGCUCAUAUUUAUUGCCCUGUCAGAACUGAAUAAGGGUAUACAACAAGAGUCCUCCGAGUCUAGUUGCUUUUUGAGUGACACCUCCCAAAAUCAGGAAUGAAAAUUUCAAAGAUAUUCUCCAAACUAUCUCUCAGAGAUCCCCCAGGGGUCAGUUCUUGGUCCGUCGCUGUUUACUUUGCACAUUAACAACCAAACCUGAGAGCUGUCCGAUAGUUGGCUGCUAAAUGUACGCUUACGCUGACGAUACUGUCAUCUAUAUUGCUGCCUUAUAACUCCAGUCAGAUCAUUGACAUACCCUAAUACUAAUUUUCUGUGUGCCGAGUGGUAGAAGUCUGGUCUAUUUAAAAAACAAAAGCUGUGUAAAUAGUUGGUUCCUACCUGUUGGUUCCUUUAAGGUCAAUGAAAGGUGAGAAAUUGAUCACUUUGUUUCACAUUACACCCAAAACACACUGUGGCAAAACUCUUGCAAGGAUUUCUGACUAUGAAACUACGCUAAUGCAUGUCUCUUUCAAAUAAUAAAAGUGUCACCCCUUUAAAAAGAAGAUAAACAAGGCUGUUUUUUCCAGACUUUUACAGAGAUGAGUGCGCUUAAUAAGAUUAACAAUGAGGUGUGUCAGCCUGCUUUCCCGCUGAGAACAGCAAUUUGCUUUAAUUUGACCUAAUUGGAGGAGGUUUGGUGUUACAGAGCUGCCAGGUUUAAAGGAGAGCGUGGGAAGUUGAGUCUGUGUUGUUUUUUUCAGAGCAGAGAUCUUAAAGAAGAGACAGAGAGAGAGAGAAAAGAAGAUCGAAAGAGUAAAGAUAGUCAGAGAGAGGUAAUUUGUAGCGCGGACUCACAAACACACUCUCACACCUGGGUUGGAUUAGCUCGGGCAAGCAGGGAGGCUGUGUGUUAAUGGAGAUUUAAUAGGCUCUGAAAUGACUUACCGCAGUCAUACGCUGCGUGUGUGUGUGUGUCUGAGUGUGUGUGUGAGUUUCUGUUUUGGAUGUUUACCUGCAUAUCUUCAUGCCUCUUGGUUUUAUGAAGUUAUUAAAUCUUUCCAUUCGGCUGACAGAGGAGACAGUGGGCUAAGAGAAACCAGCAUGCAGGGCGAUCACAGCAGAACUAAAUCGAUGUUUAGAUUUGGUUCAUUGAAUGUGUUUACAGGGUUUAGUUGGGAGUCAACUCCGGAUUAAAGGAUGCUGGUGUAUUUGACUGUACGUUGUGGCUGCUUCAAGCUCGCUUCUGCUUGAUUUUGGAGGUUGACGUAGAUAGUUUAGAGAUCUUUCUUUCAACCCAAAAAGAUGACGUGAUGUCGUAUAAAUAUGUUGAGAACAUGUUGGCAAGUGGUAACGGUCAGGACCAUACUGCUACAUCAUUGCCUACUGUGUUAUGUAAUUUAUCGCAACUUUGGGGUCACAUCAAAGCUGUUUGAUGUUACAAAUCGUCACUCUAUUAAAAUAAUGGCCUAAGUCAUUUUUUGACAAAAAUGAGUUUUGGCCGCAAUCAUCUCUUGAUAAGGCUGGCCAUCUCUGGUAAAAUCGCCUAAAUCCUUAGUUGAAAGGAUCAUGCCAUGAUCCUUAGUUCGUCUUAUGUUGUACUCCGAAGUCGGAAUUUCCGACUCAGAAAGUUGGACAAUCCUCGUCAACCCCGACUUGACGACAACGUCAUCAUCCAAGAUGGCAGCGCAGUGCAUCAACAGUAAAGAGUAACAGUGAAAGCUCUCGUAAUGUAUUAUUUAUAAGCGCUUCUGUUUUGUUUUUUGUUUUUUUUGUAAAAUUAAAUAAGUGGUAUAUGUUGUACUGCCCAACGUCUAACUGUGAACACGUUGCUGUGGUGUUUGUAACAACGGCUAACAAUAGGCGUCCAUCUUGGUUUUCCAACUUGUUAACUGGAACGCCGUCAACUCAGAUGUAGCGUCAUUCCCAGCUCCAAAAUCUGACUUCUGAGGUAACUGGAACACAGCUGCAGUUGAAAGGAUCAUGGCAUGAUCCUUUCAACUAAGGAUUUAGGCGAUUUUACCAGAGAUGGCCAGCCUUAUCAAGAGAUGAUUUAGGCCAAAAACUUAUUUUUGUCAAAAAAUGACAUAGGCCAUUAUUUUAAGAGGGUGAAGAAAUGCUGAGACUUUAAACUUCAGUGCCUGCUUUUAUUGUAAUGGCCAAUCGACAUUGGCUGGGCCGAUACAGGAACUAUCAACUGUGUCUAUUGCAACGCCAGUGGCUAAAAUACAUGUCCACUGAAAGGUGGCUGGGCUUAGCUUUCGAGAAAAGUUCAGAGAGGCUCAGGAACCUGAGGAAGAGUCAUUCCUUCCCAUCAAAAGGAGUCAACUGAGGUGGAUUGGGCACUUGAUAAGGACUCCUGGAUGCCUCCCACUGCAGCCAGUGGGAGGGAGGCCUCGGGGUAGACUUAGAGUUCGCAGGAGGGAUUGUGUAUCCCAUCUGGCCUGGGAAUUUGCCAGUUGUCCUUAAGAAUUAGACGAGGAAUGCAAGUCACUGUUGGCUCAAAAUAAAUUUAAGACAUCUUUGAAGGGAAAUGGAUCGUGAAAAACUUGAAAAUCUGAAACAAAUGUUAAAUCAGGACCAUAAGCGAUGGCACCAAACCUCUUCCUGUUUGGCUUUGUUUCACAUUACUCUCAAGGAUUUUUUUGAAUCCAACUCUGCAGACUCUGACUGUGAGGCUCUACUGUCUGUUGCCGUGGCAACAACUCAGUGAUGUAAACACCACGCUGACCCUGGCUGCAGGAGUGAGAACAAAGACAGCAUCCCUCUGAAACGUAAGCAAUAAGAGAUCGUUUAUAUGCUCGGGGGCUCUGACGCAGUUUUUGACAGUUCUGGGAAUGAAGGUAUCAGACACGUGGAUCAUCCAUGAGAAUUAUAAAAGGUAUAAAAACAACAAUAAUGAUGUCUGGAAGUGCGUAACAUCAUUUACCUUAAACAUCCUUGUACCUUAUCUGACAUCAGUGCUCGGGUGAUUAGGAUCUGUACCGGUACAAACAACAAAAGAAACGAUCUUCUCAAAUUAAUCUCAAAACUGUAAAAUUUUGUGUUUUAGGUUAUAAAACUUUUGGGGAAUCCUGGAGCUGUUCAUAUAAAGUAUAGAAGGCUUUUAACAAUUCUGGUGAGUCUCAGUUUUACUGUAUGUAGCAGGAUCAACACAGGCCACAUACAUGAAGAAGAAAAUGUGUGAUUUACCUGCAACUUAACUAGAUUUAGGCUUUGUUGAUGUCAAACAGCACAAUUCCCAGUGAGUCUGAGUUUCACUAUCAUAGUAAGUAAUUCAGAGGCUCCACUCUGGCUUUUUUCGGCUGCAUAAAGGUCCUUACACACCGGGGCUGACGCGAAUAUAGAACACGAAAUUACAAAAUAUUCGGAGGAGAAUUUUGACGCGCCUGACUUUACACAUCAAUUGCGAUUUUGUAACUUUCCGGUGGGGAAAAGACACACCGGAAAAAGGCUUUUGCCCGGGAAAGUCCCGCCUCCUUCGCCUCUGAUUGGCUAGAAAAGCUGGAAAUAUCAUCACACGCUCAAGCCAAACGGUCAGCACUUACAGCCAAUCAGAGGCGAUAAGAUAAGCACAUGAAACUAUGGUAACAACUGCUAGCUUACGUUAGCACAGAUGAAAGUUAAAACAAAGACGUUUAGCAAAGCACACAAACCAUCGUCAUAUGAGAAAUCUGACGCUAUGACUCUCCACAAGUUGUCCUUCAGGUCGUUAACUUUGUAAUAUUUGUGUUUUUAUCAAAAAGCACUCUGUUCUCCGACAUUUAAACAAUCAGCCGGUCAGCCAUGUUGGAUGUACCGGUGAAUCAGACAUCACAACAAUACGCAAUCCGAUUGGUCAGAAGUGGACACACAGAAUGUGAAACUUAAGAAAAAUUCGACUGUGAUCUGAAAAAAUAAAUACCGCAAAAUCGCAGGAUGGGAAAAUGUCGCUGAUGUGAACGCUUGUAUUGACAGGAUACGGGUUUGAAUUAAUCACUGGACAAAAAAGGUCCCAGUGUGAAAGGACCUUAAACCUUAAAAAGAAACUUAUUUUCUUGGGAUUUACUUGCUCCAGUUGGAAUAUAAAUUUCUACUGCGUCUCAGUUUCACUGUUAAUAGUAAGCAGUUUAAAGGCUUCAUUCUUGCAGUAUGAGGCCAAAAUCAGUCUGAUUUCUGUGCAGUUUGCUCAUAACUUUAGCUUUUAUGCUGAAGUUGGAAUAUUUCAAGUUGGGUGGAUGAAUAUCUGUGUAGUGAACUGCAAAUAAAUUUCACAGAAGCUUCAAUCCAGCCCACUUCAGAUGAUGAUAAUUUAUCUUCUAAGAUUUACCAGCAGCUUAACUGGUUUCAAGUUUUGUUGCACACUCACACACAUCAAACGCAGCGUGCAUGGGGCUACAUAUCAGCCGGACAGGUUAGAACAGGCAAACACUUCAUGGUAAGAAUGACCUAACACGAAGAAAAACCAGUGUGAACCCAGUUUGUGUGUGUUAGUGUAUGUGUGUGUAGCAUAAUAUGAGGUGGUGGGAGUGUGGGUGGAGCCAACAGGGGAGUCGAGCUUGGAUUCCGGCUGCAUUCCAGAGCUGGAAAAAGGAGCUGGGAUGGAUCUGUCAACCCCCCACCUCCUGUCUUCCUUCCACUUCUUUCUUAUUCUGCUUUUUCUUUGCCUCAACUAAAGCGCACACUCACGUCAAAAACACGUAUACACAAAAACAGGGAGUCCGUCUGGUGGGGCUCAUGUUAAACCACAUGAUAAUUCUGUCUGCGUAAUGAAAAACCUCCUAAGAACAUGAAACCUUUGUGUAUCUGAGUGUGUGUACACAAAAAUCUGGAGUUUGAAUGUUAAAGGAGGUGUCUGGAGUUUUGAGGACUUGGAUGUUCUCAUUGGGGGGUAAGGAUCAGUCCGAUUUCAACAAAUUUCGUACUACUUACAGUCCAGUGACAAACCAACGAAAGAUGAAUCUUCUCAUAUUGGAAUUUUUUCUCAGUUUAAUUGAGAGUGAAUGCAAUGGACAUUAGUAACAUCCUAAACUCUCCUUCCCAAUCAUCCACAAAGCUAACAUUUGGCUUUUGAGCUGCCAAGAUUCCCAACGUUAUCUUUUGGCUGAUCAAGAUAAAAACUUGCAAAGGAUACCUCAGAUGACAAACCUGGCUCUCGAGCAAAGCAAUGAAACUCUAAAGCUACACGUGCUGCAUACUUGGAUCAAUAAACAGUUUUGUCUCUUUCCAGAUUAUCGGCCCGAACGAUGAAAGAAAGCAUUGCUGUCGUUUGUUGAUGGCGCAUUCCUAGAAGGCUGCUGUGUUUAUUCUGCAGACCAAAUAUUUGAACCCCUGAGCUGAGAAGAAACGAGGCCGCUCAGUUUGAUUUUGAUAAAGGUUUGAUGCGGUUUCGGUCCGGGUGAUCACACACAGUCACGUUUAUAGUGUAUAAAAAGCAACUCAAACACACUCUACAUGGUGUACCUGUGAGUGUAGACUCAACUUCAGGCAUGCACUGGAGGUAUGCAUACCUCCUCAAACACAAUCUGGAAAGGAACGCCCCAAAAACAAAAGAUUUGUCCUAAAACUGCGGCUUUCAAACUGCUUCUUCCAGUGAAACUGGGACUUACUGCAAGUUAGCAUACUUAAAACCUUAAAAAAUUAUGUUCUCGAAAUCUCAAAAGUUCUCAAAUAGCCUGGAAGUCACUUGCCGUUUACAAUAAAACUGGCACCCUGAUAGAGGACUCCAGAAGAAAAGUCUUUCCUCGGAGGCUUUUAACAAAUUUCCUUCAUACAAUUUCAUAUUUUUCUGCACCUGGCACCUGGAAAACCACGAGGCAAGUUCUUUAGAAUUGCAAAUGAAUGAAAUAGCUGCCAGAUUGAGUCAAUUAUCAUACACAAUAAGCAGAACACCAACACGCUGUGUAGUAAACAAGCAGUCGAGGCUGCGAGGCUCACACUCGUCCCUUUGUUUUCAUUAAAUUUGCAUGUCCUUGUCCUUCUGUGGUUCUUGCGUAAUUUCGUCUCAAAUGGAUUUGCAUUGAAGAGCAUGUGAUCAGACAAAGCACUGGCAAUACUGGGCAAACUCAUUUGCAUAGAGGCAGGUAAUUGGAUGGGCGCUCAGUCGUUAGCCUGUGUACACAGAGCAGUCAAGGUUUAUGAAAGUAGAUAGAAAAGGGAACAUUUCCCAACAGUGGAACAAAAAAUGCACAUUAACAAAUCUGAACUCCAAAUAUUGACCCGAUUGAUGGCAUAAUAAGACUCUAGAAACAGAUGUGGACCUCUUACAGAGUCGUGGUUGUCCAUUAGCUGUACGGUAGGCAAGUUAAAAAGUUCAAAAUGUCAAAGUAAACUUCAACAGAGUGAUUCAUUCUGGACUUUUUCUUGGCAGCAUCAACCCAGCACCCCAGGGGGUUACUUCCCCUUGCAGAUAAUCCUGCACAUAGACCAGAAGACACAUCAGAAAUGUAUCUCCAAGGCGAUAGAAGUCGGCCAUUUGGUUGGUAACAAGCUAGUUUACGGCGUGCUUAAAAGGCGCAAAUGUGCAAAAAUCAAAUGCCAAAAAAUGACACACAGUCAGUUCAGGGUUUCCAGGCCUUUGGGGGUCUUUGACAGCUGCCUGUUUUGCACAGUUGUUAGUGCAGCUUUGGCUAACAAUUGGAACCUGGGACACUCUGAACCAAAUAAAAGGGGAAGUUCUCAAAUUCAAUCUCAAUGCCAAACACUUAGCAUAAGCAAAUGAGGUGCAAAGAUGUCCCCCGAGCAGUUCCUGAUCGUUCUCAAACAUCCAUUUCUGGAGAUAAAUACUCGCAGAAGACCUCGUGCAAAUACACAAACAGUCACAGAGAGUGUUUUGGAGAGAGAUGCUAUCCUUCAGCUAACAGAGGCAAAGCCAAGACACUCAAGUCACAUCACUCAGUGGACGUUCUAUUUUAUUAUUCACUCUGCUUCACUCAGACGUCUCUGGAGAUUUGCUCCACGGAGAGACUCCUCUGCGCCUGUUCCUUUGGUUCGCACAAGAGUUGGUUCAAAGUUUUCCAAAAGAAAUUACUGGUACUUUUUAACACGUGGCUGUGCUGAUGUGUUACAGCAGGUGUGGAAGUGGAGUUUUCUCGCUCUUGGCGUUUUAUGAUUUAAGAAAAACAUCCAAAUUUGCAGGAAAAACCUCUUUGUUUUUGCAAGAGAAAGAAAAACAACACCACUGAUGCCUCUCCGAAGUUUUACGCCCCCUAAUUUAUCACAUGUCCGCUGUUUUCCCGGGAUACGUCUAGACUUCAUAACUCAUAUUUGGAGUUCAUUUUGGUAAGGCGUACUUGAGAACCCAGACAGUUCUGCGGCUAAUCCCAUGCUCAUCUCAAAUAACUCUCUCUAGAUCUGGUUGCUCUUGCUUUGGUGCUAUGGCAACAAGUAGAGGCUAUUUUCUGCUUUCCUGUCGGCAGUGAAAAUCAAACAUCACUUCCUCAGAUUUAACACUACAAACACUUCCUUGAAUUUUAAACAUACAACUUGUAACUUUUAAGAGAUGCGACCGCGUUAUAAAUCAUCUUAUACGGUGACACGUGAAUAUACAGACCGCUAUCGCAGAAACACACACCUCUGUGUUAUUGUGCUGUCUCACACAGCUGGCGAGAAGAGACGCCAUGGCAACUGUUGUGGCUAAAAACAUUAAGGAAGCGUGGGAGGUGGAGGACACUUUAUAUGUGCGCACGUGUGUUAAGGUGGAGGAGCUGAAGGAGGGAGCAUCUGUGUGUGAAAAGCAGCCUUUAUUAAACAGACAGCGGGGCCACUCAGGAGGCGAACAGGUUGUGUUUGUUCAAUCACAUUACCAUGAGAAAAGAUGACACCCACUUAGGAUAAACACACUUAAAAACGACAAAUUAGUUUUGGAAUAAGUGUAAACUUUUGGUCAUUAACUCAACUCAACUAGAGCAAAAUAGUUCAAUAAUUUAGAAAAUAAUGUUUCUUAAUUGACAGAAUUCAGGCAAAAAGUUUCAGGAUUUCUUUGAAAGGAGAAGGAUGAAAACCAAUACCGGGUGGCUUGGAUUUUCAGGCCCCUCAGGUAGCUCUACAUCAACUCAUUCAGUGCCAGGUUCAUUUACGCAAUUUGACUGCAAUAGAAAUUUCCGUAUAUUUUGGGAAUCACAGAAUAUCUAGAAUGAAGUGCAAUAUCUAAAAAGAAAGAUUCUCUUCCUUCACCAGAGAAAAAGGUUAGUCUCUAACCAACUCCUGUGUUUAGUUAUUGCCUGCUCAAUUCAGUGCGGUCAUAUCAUCUUUGCCGAUCUGGAAAAAAGAAACCUGGGAAAAACACACAUUUACGAAGAAGAGACUUUCAAGCAGAACUCUGAUCGUCUAUUUCAGUGGUUCUCAAGUCCCACACCUGAUUCAAAUGAUCAGCUCGUUAUCAAGCUCUGUAAUGGCUUACUAACGAGCUGAUCAUUUGAAUCAGGUGUGUUGGAGCAGGGAAACAUCCAAAACAUGCAGGACUGGGGGGGCUCGAGGACUGGACUUGAGAACCACUCAUUCUCGUCCUCCAAUCACCUGACAAUAGUGGAAAAAUGUUACAUGGCGUUCUCAUGGAGGAAACUGCCAGCCGACUGUUCAUGCAAACAAGCUGACAGAGCAGAAGGCAGGAAGACGGAUAGAGGGGUGGAAGGGUGGAAGGUCACAUCAGCAGACCGAAACACGAGCAGACAGGCAGACAGAGACGGAUAAACAUACACAAAAAGGAGAGGAAAGACUGGAGCAAGAGCAGACGGCACUGAUGUACAGACACCGAUUUCUUUUCUCUCUCUCUCUCUCGGAUGACGUCAUUCAGGGUCAGGUGAUGAAAACACACAAUGGUUAACACCUGUGCGCACACAUGCCGCUGAGAAACACUUUUUUUUAUAUUUUAUUCAAGAAAAAGCUGAAAAAGAUGAUUAAAUUUAAGGAGCAAAUGGGCAAAUUAAAGUCUGACUAUGGAGAGAACAACAAAACGGUCCCAGCUGCACAAAGGGGAUACUUUCAGGGUCAGAGUGACAAAAACAGGCACUAAAAAGAGUGCAAAAAAACAGCCUGAAACCAAUCAUGUCCAUCAUAUGACUCAGACAGAGUCCUUGAUUCAUGGACACACAUUCAUCUCAGUACAGCCAUGAGCUACACUCUCAUUUAACUCAUUUUUUAAAAAAGUCAUUUUCGUGCAAAAGAGCGAGAAAGACAAAAACACAGAUUGGGGAUGAUUGGUCAGUUACUCAGAGGAAGUCUGUUUUGUUUGUUGGUCAUGUCCAAGCAAAAAAUUACAGCUCAGCGAUCACCUGGGCGUGGGCUUAAAGGUUGUGAAGUCUGACCUCAUAUUUCAUAAAUCCUCAGAGUCAAAAGAGCCACGGGUCUUGUUUGUUUCGAAUUCAAAUUUACUCCCCUUGGUUACUGUUUUUCACGUUUAAAUCAUUUUCCUUUCCUGCAAAACAUAUUUUCCUGUCUUCGCAAAGCAUGGCAGCCCCUCAGGUCAGGGCGAAGCGUCUCCACGGCAGAACGGUCCUGACCUGCCAGCAGCUUUUAGCAUGCUCUAAUGGAGGUGGUAUGGAGAUGAAAGCCAUAUAGAAACACUGGGCUACAACCCAGAAUUCCUCCCUCACUUCCCCCUCUCUGUCUAUUGGCCCUGAGGACAGUAUGGAGAUUUAGGACGCAUGGGUCGGCCUGUUGAUGGAAGCGUCCAGAUUGAAUCCAGAUCCGCGCUGUCGUCAUGUUGUGUGUUCGUGUGAGAGUGCGUGUCCUGUGUUUGGAGCAUCAUCUUAAAAACAUCAUUUCUAUGCGGGGAAAACUUCAAUGCUUUACCCUUAAAGAUGCAUUAUUUUUUCAUUGUAUUUGUUUGUGUCUUUUGUAUUUACCCCGAAGUGUAGAAGUGAACACACACUGUCUCACACACACAUUAACACACACACGCACACACACACAUUCCCCAGUUGUGAGGUCAUCCCCUGGAGCUGCUUUGUGCUGCUCCUGCUGUAAAUUCGUUUAUAUGUGCCCAGUUUUUUUACCAUUCUCCCCCCACCCUCUCCUCUUUUCCCUCAUUUUCUCUCUCUUUCUCCCCCGUUCAUGUGGAUGUCUUGUGAAACUGGGGUCAAAGUUCACCAUGUGAGAGAGAGAGAGAUAAAACACAUUGACAAGAAGUUAAUAAGCAUGAAACCAUGAGCUAAGCGUCACACUUUAUCUGCUAGAUUUGUGUUAUCUCUUAAAAUGUGUGAGAUUUGAUCUGCUUUUAAAACGGGUACCAGCUAUAAACUGGAAUAUAUAUGCGUACAACCAUGAUAUUUGGAUAAUUGGAUCAAAUGAACAAUUAAUAUUUAGCCCUUGACUUCCCUUGACAUUUGUUGGAUAUGUUUGGAUAGUGUAGUGUUUCAUAUGAAUGAAAAUUAGUUUCUAGAUCAGUAAUUUUUUAGCUAUUGAAUUAAUAAAUUCGUUGCUCUUGGUGCUUGGUUUAUGUGCAAACAGUGCGAUCAGUGAUGUCAAACAUGGCCACACUUUAAGGUCACCAUAUUAGCUUAAUAAACUGAAAAAUUAGUUUAAAAAAAGUGUUGUGUUUUUGUAAAAAUAUGGCCCCAAUCUUCAACUAUAAAAAGAAAAACAAAACAAAACACUUCACUACGUCAGAGUAAAAUGCUCCAUAUAACCAAACAGCAUCACAAAGGUACAUCCUCUGAGAACUAUGAAAGACACAAUGCCAUUAAUACAAUAAGUUUUGAAGUACUUCUUUGGAUAAAUGAGACAUUUUCCUUUCCUUUUUUGUGUUUAUAUGAAGCAACAAAUUCGUUCUGUACAAGCUGAGGAUUGGGAAUAUUAUGAUGCAUCCUCUGGGGAGCAUGUAAGUCUAUACCAAAUUAAAUGGAAGUCUAUUCUGCACAUUUGAAGACAUUUUCCAUCCAAUAAAGCUGCCCAACUCUCUUUGAAGCGAGAUGAAAAGCAAAAGGGUAAUCAGAGUACGUGGGGUUGACCCUCUUGGGAUCAUGAACAGCUGUGCAAAGAUUUUUUGCAAUCAAUUUAAAAGUUACUGGGAUGUUUCAAUCUACUUAAUGGUUGUUGACCAAUUGACUGGGCAGUAUUUGUACAAGAAAGCAUGAGAUUCCCAUCAGAAGUCAUUGGAUUUAACCUCUGGUGAGCAAGAAAUGUUUGCAAAAUGAAAAUGUAGAGGUCCAAUUUUCAGGUAAAUUGGCGAUUUUGCACUUUCUGCUUGAGCUGAUAUACUUUUUCUUAACUUUUCAUGGUUGUCUGAAAUAAUACCACUGGAAAAACUUUGUGACUUCUUUUAGCAAACUCUGACUGACAUGACCUUUUCCCAGAGUGCUCUCGCUGCCCGACCACGUCUUGGGAAUCCAAUUGAGCGGCAAAAAAACAUAGACUUUGGCAGAAUUCAGAAAACACCAACAGAAAACGUUCAGAAAUAAAUUCACUGACAUACUUUCUAGGAGACAGUGUAGCUAAAAUUAUCCUUUAUGGAAAUGAAUGAUGGCAUCGCUAAUCUGUACAACUCUUGCCGUUUUGUUGCCAGCUCAUAAUUCCCAGCACCUAUUUUGAAAUACAAGAUGGAUUACACUCUCAGAGGAACUGAUCCAACUGGCAUUAAAGAGAUUCUGAAUUAUUAAGAGUCAAAUUCUCAACCCUUUGCUCAUAGUUUUCCCCCAGCGUCCUCCGGGGCCAGGGCCACGCAAGGCGAUCGCGAGUGUGAUGCAACACAUGCAAACACUUUGAUCGAGGCCUUGCAACAUCUAUUUCGCGAGUGUUUAUUAAACAGAUCGAAGGCCCCUGCAGGAUUUUUCUCUGUCAUUUACUGGAUCGUCUUAAAGCACUUUAACAGAAUACUUUCCACUCCAUGGGGUGAUUUCACGACUGAGGCAUCCCGCCUUUGGACGGAGGCUGCUGCACCUCCUGCUCUGGGGGAUGUAAACAUUGGCGUCUUCUGCAGCCUGCCUAUACUAUACGGUGCUGGAAUUAUGGAGCUGGCCUCAUAUGUUCCCUGUAAAAUAAGACUGGAAAUUUCAAGAUGUGCGUUUGUGGGAGGUGAAGUCAGCAUUGUUGAUUGGAAUUGUUCAUAAUUUGUUGUUUUUGAGACGAACUGGAGUUGAUUUCACGUCAGGAACGUUUAGCGUUGUUUUUAAGUACGUUCGAAGCUGAUUUCUGCCCGUUCUGACACGCAUAUAAAAAUCGCUCAUCCAUACAUCAUCUGUCUUUUUUUCCCCCUCUCCCUCCCUCUCUCACUGGCUCGGUGUUUUUUAGUGUUAGUGUGUGUGUGAGCCACGGUCACCCUGGGACCACUGAAACACCAUUUUAGGAGACAAUGGGCUCCUCCUACACAGCCAUAAAACACAGCGUCUAACCUUACCGCUGAACUUCACUCAGUGUUUUCAAGAGGAGAAAAGCUCACGUCAGUGUCAGUCUUUUUUCUCCCUCUGUUUCCCUACGAACAGAAACUCGAUUUUGCUAUAUUUGCAAAUCAAUCUUACUAACGUGGCUAAUUCUUGCUGGCAUCGAAUUUGUACAUUGGCUCUUACUUGUCAAUAUCUUCAUGAUUAAGAACUUUUCCAUAACAAAAGGUCAAAACUCUGCCUCCUCUCCUUAUGUCAUUCAAUUUUAUCUCUUUUCUUUAUCGUACAACUUUACACAUCUUUCAACAUUUAAGCAAACCUGUUCUGGACCAGAUCUGAUAAGCAGCUAACAAAUAAAGAACUAUUCUCUGCAGGAACAGGUUUUAUGUCUCCUGUAACUUUAUAACACCGCAGGCUUCAGAGAUGAUGUCUGUGUGACAUCCUCAGUAAACUCCAAUCACAACAGUGCAGGCAUUCAGUUUACAGCUGAGUCGGCCUUUAGUAGAUCUGUUAUCUCUUCAUUUCAGAGUAACCUAAGUGCUCUCUUGACUUCUCUGCAUUCCUUAAAUAACUCGGUACUACCUGAUAAGAGUUACAGUGUCUUUAAGACCCCCACUCGUCCACAUUUACUGGGUAAAAACCAGGAAAAAAUGUGGUAAUAUCACUCACUGAGUCCUGAUUUUGAUGGGUUGUUUUGCACAGUCCUGUGUUUUUAUGAGGCCGGAUACAAAUGGAGUCUUUAGUCAUGGAUUUCCCAAUACUGGUUCCACAUUAAGUAUUACAUAAACCCCGAUGACCUCCCCCUUUCUUAUUGAGAAUCUACCAGCGGUGGACUGGCCUUUGAGGAGCAUAUUUGGGAGGGGGCCGCACUCGUAAAAAAAAAAAAACAGUUAUUUUUAUGGUGCAAGCGAGCCAUCAAAGUUGUGGGUUUUCAUAUUGGCCAAUUAAUUCUCCACUGUGAUUUAUCUGCUCCAGUAAUUAGACCUACAGUGGGGUAUUUGUCGCCAAAAUAUCAGCUUUCCAGCAGCUUAUUAUUAGCUUGACCACUGUGCAUUCACAGAGGUUUCCAGCGAUCGGUUUCUCCGCUCAAAGGAGAUCAUUUCAUAGACUUCAACUCUGAACAAAUCAUGUGGUAGAACAGGGUUUUGUGAAUGAAUAAGUAGCUUUUCUUCAUUUAAUGUAUCAUUUAUUGGCAUUUUAUACCAGCAAAGCUUCAUUUCUGUUCCACAAACCAAAAAUCUCCCUAAAUGGAGAUUCUCAGACUCAAUUCUUAUCAUCUCUAGAGCUCCAUUUGUGGGUCACAGACGUGAAAACAUUCGAGCAGCCCUCAUGUUGAUAAUCAGAAGCUUCUUCCUCUGUUAGUCCCCCUCCUUCAGUUCUCCACCCCUCCCCCCUCUUUGUCUCUGCUUGGCUCAGCUUUUCAGCGUCGAAUACCUUGUGCUUAUCUAUGAAGCUAUAAUGCGAUAAAUGCUUAAUACAUGCACAGAUGAGGUGAUCGGACAGGUUUACACAGAGUCAUGGAGCACAAGACGUGUCCUGGCUUAUGUUAUGUUAUAUUAGUUGGACAAACCCAGCUCUGUAAGAGUCAGAACACUUUGCAAAGAUUCGUUAAAAUCAGAUGAUGAUUGAAAGACAACUAUUUAAAUGUUGAAAGUAAAAUUUUUGAAUGAAAAAAUUUAGUUUCAACAUCUACAGUACAAAAUAUCAUUAAGAAAAUGAGGUAAAUGUGGAUAAAUCUCUGUACAAAAGAGACAAGGUCAUAUUCUAACACUGAAUGGCUGGGAACUUUGAGCCCUAAGGUGACACUGUUUAAAAAAACAGGCUUGACUCUGUAGUGGAAGUCACUGCAUGAACUCAAAAUCACAUCGAAAACGAACGUCUCAUCAGUGUAGGCCGCAACCCAUUUGAGAGAGUGAAAAACUGUCUUAUGGUGACAACAAAGAUUUCAUAUUUAUGGUCAUGCUCUUUCCUGAAGUGAGGAGAGACCAUCAGCAUCUUUGGUGGCACUGGGAUGCAUAAGCGCCUGAAACAUCUACAAAAGCACCAUUACUACUGAACAAUAUAUACAGGUUUUGGAGCAACAUUUACUGCCGUCUAGUCCAGUGGUUCUCAAGUCCAGUCCUCGAGGCCCUGCUCAAACACACCUGAUUCAAAUGAUCAGCUCGUUAUCAAGCUCUGUAGUGGCUUACUAACGAGCUGAUCAUUUGAAUCAGGUGUGUUGGAGCAGGCAAACAUCCAAAACAUGCAGGACAGUGGGCCUCGAGGACUGGACUUGAGAACCACUGGUCUAGACAAUGACUUUUGCGCAAUACGGCGACAAAAUACCUCUGAAGCCGAAGGGUCUGGGUGUUAAACUGGCCCAUCUGCAGUGCUCAUCUGUCAGCUAUUAAAAACAGCUGGUGCACUAUGACAAAAAAAUGACAAAGAGGAAUGAGAAAGCUGUCUAAAAGCUGCCAAAGAAGAGUCUGACCAAUAUUUAGCAAAGAUAAUAGUGAUUAGAUUCGAUGUAAGCAUGUUUGAAUAUGUUAAAAGCACCAUUAAAACGGUUGGUGUAACUUUCAGAGGGGCUUUUAAUUUGAAAGGACACUUCUGCCAAUGCAACAGUAUAGAAAUUAAUCAAUUGUAAAGAACACGAUCCCUUAUUUAUGUAAAACUCCUCUAAUAUGUUUAUUAACUUCAUCCGUACAGUCGUCAUCCCACUCUGUUGUCUUAAUUGAACUAUGACGCAGACUAAAGCCGGUUUAUUUUGAAAAUCUCUACCGGAAGUAGGUUGUCAUCGCUAAAUUGACUUGACAGCCGUCUCCCUCUCUGCCUCGACUCGCUUGGUUCAGCAUCUGUCCUCACCAGAAUCCACGGAGCGCGCGGUAUGGAUCCGUUACGCAUUACGCACUGUGGUGUCCUCCCUGGCACAGAUGCUCUCCUGACACGCGCUACCGACCGGCGUAAAGGCAUCAACUCUUAAAAAAAAAGCACGCGCUCUGAUAGUUUGCAGUUAAAAAGAGUCUGUUUGUCUUAGAUGUAGAGGAGGGUGAAGACAGGAGAGAGUGGUGGUGACUUCUUCUCUUGCUACGUUUCGCUUCGAGGCGCGUAAACUCACUUUUUGGGAUUUUUCCAGCAGGAUUUCUUUAAUUGUUUAUUAUUUCUUUGGCGUUUUUUUAUGUGGAUACUCAUCCUGGACAAUGGGAGACUCCGUGUUCCUCGACAGGCAGAAUACCUAUCUUGUAAGUGCUCAAUUUAUUGGUCUUAAAUUAAUUUUUAAGUCCGUUUUUUCGCAUCUGUCUCUCUGAAACAUGCGUCAAAAGCAGACAAUAGGUAAUUUAACUUAACUAUCUACUUUUUGGCGUUUAAAGCUUGAAAAUAGUCCAACAAAAGAGCAGAAAAAUCUGACUUAACCAUUAUUAAUCUGCUUUGAAUUGUAGGUGACACAGAAACCUGAAACUUAGACGUGUAAAGAGGACUCAGUGUGCAAAAAAAGAAAAAAAAAAAACUUCCUGUGAUGGAACAUUUUUAGUGACAUUUGGUGCAGAGAGCAUGCACACACACACAUGCACACAAGACCACACAUGUUUCCUGGUUUAAAAGGGAGACUUUCGCACUGAAAGCUGCUCAGUCAGACUGAAACCUGCUGCACACUCAGUGUCAGAGUUGUUGUGCUCGACACUAGUGCAGAGAUGAGGGCAAAACACACAGGUUUGGGUCAAGGCUGCGAGGAGAGAUGACAGCAUUCAUGAGAACCGCACCUUUAAAAUGAAACACUCAGCAUCUUUCAGGUUCAAAUUUAGCUGUUUGGCAUAUUACCCAUGAAGUUUACGCAGAGAUGCAACAGGGUUCCUUGCAGAACAGGUUCAUUCAAAUGCGGGAGCCGUGUUGGUUUAUGCAGCAGAGACAAUUUAAACAAGCACACAUGUGAGUGUUUUAUCAUCUGCCCUUUCUGUUUCCAUCCCUCCCCCUCUUUCCCCCUCUUCUCCAGCAGUGAGGAAUCCUCCUCUGACUUCUUCCAGCGGUCUCUCUCCUCUUUAUGAGCAAUGUUUCUGUGGCUGGGAGCUCUUGUAAAAAGCUAUGAGCGUUGAUUGGAAAACAAUACAAUUUUCUUUGGCUCUCCCGGCGGCGUGUUGCGGUCUGGGUUUUGUGCUCUGGGUGUACUGGGUGGUGUGAAAGCUGUCGCCACAUGGCCUUUCGUUAUGGUGUCUAAACUGUAUCCAAAAGCAGGCUGACGAGGCUUGAGGACACCGACCAGACUCCUUAAAGUUGAAAUUGAUGAAUCUGGGCUCUCAUUUGGUUAUUCAAACUUGGUCUUCCCUCUGAGAACCCGGCCAAAACAUGAUAGAAAUCACAUUUACAGCCUGAUUGAAUCUGCUAUGGAGGGUGAUUCAAGCAAAGCAGGGCAACUUUACUGCUAAGAGGAACAAAACGUAUAAAUCUUCAACUUUAUUGCAUCGUCUAAGUGUUUCCGAUGGUAAAAGUGCAACUGAUUUAUGUUGAUAUUAAACGUAAGUCAUCAUAAAGAUGGAGACAUCAGGAAUAGAGUCACUCAAGGUUGUGGAAUCCACUGGGUUGUGGUUUCUACUGGUUGCCACCCUGUGGAGGUAUUACUGCAAGGUCCAAUUCUGAGGAUACGAGGGGCAGACCGUAAAAACAGUGGAAGGAUUUAAUAGCCCGCUUGGCUUGGGAAUGCCCCAAGAUCCCCUAAGAUCAGCUGAGGGAGCGUUUAGGGAAAAGGAACAGGGAAUACUUGAGCUUUGGAUCCGAAUAAAGAGCAGGGUGAGUUCAGCGUAUGUGGAAACAAAUGUGAUGAUGGAAAUGAUAGUUAAAGCUCCUGUAGGGGGUUUUCAGUGAGUAAUGAAAUGGACCAAAAUUUACACAGAUUUAUUUUUACGACCUACAAAAGCAAACAGAACCUAAAAGAAAAGCAUGAUUUUUUUGCUACCUCAUUAUUUUUAAUGUUCAGAACGACUGCCGCAGAGUAGGCGCCAUACAAGGUGAUUGACAGUAUACGGUUGAAACGGCCUUUGACUAUAAAGAAUUAGCAGAAUGAGAUUUCUUUGUUUUGUUACCCAAAAACCUUAAAUAUUAAAUGACAAAUCAGCACUGUGGGUAGUUAAGUCAGGCAAAGGGACUCUUCUACUACAGAGCCAUGCUGUUGUAAUAUGUGUUCAAAGCCCCCGACUAUCACAAAAGCUGGUUCUUGAACCGUGUGUUGAUGGUGGAGAGAAAAUCGAAUUAUUGAUGCGAACGUGUCCUCCUCCCCAAAACUAGGGGGCGAUAUGUGACUUUUCAGCUGCGACUGUCAACAACUGCCAACAACAGUAGGUUUGUGCCAGACGUCAACAACUACAGCUACAACUCCUGCUGGGCAUUUUCGCACAUGUUGGCGCACAUGCAUUGUCCGAUCAUACUCUGACUACGCCGGUUACAUGGUAGAGAAAAUCGAAUUCCAAUCGCAUGAUCUGGGUGUCUUAAUCGGAGUUCUCAAACUCUGAUUAAAGUCAGACUAAGGUGUUUACAUACACUUCAGUUAUCCAGUCUUGAUCGGAGUAAUAAUUCGGUUUUCUCGAGUGUCAUGUAAACAAACUGAAUGGUUUCCAAAAAGACUGUCACAUCAUGAUUUGUCAUAAUACAGACAAAUUUCUUCACUUAAACUCGUUCUAUUCCACAGAUGAGUCACCUAAAUGGGUUUUGGAAUAAAUUUUGACCACAUGCGGGGACUUCCAGUACAGAGUCAUCUUUGUUUUUAAUGCCUGAUGGCCUGAAAAUCAUAACCAAGAGUGUACUGUGAUUCUUGGAGGCUUUAUAAGGAAAGAAAUUCAUUCAGACAGCGACUAACUGUUGAAAAUAUAUCAAAUCUUUCCCCUGGAAACCUUAAACCGCUCCCUUUAUUACAAAACGCAGCAGGUAACCGGAUAAGAGUUACGUCCUGACCGUGCUUCACAACCAAAUACUACUGGACAUGACGCCAGGCGGCUGCGCUGUCAUAUAAAUCCUCAACGCUCACUCAGCUGAACCGGGUAAAAGAAUGCAGUUAAAAUAUGAGAAAGAAAAGGUCCGGAGAAAAGAUGCAAUCACGGUAAUGUAGGAUUUGCCAGGAUAAAUGUUUCUGACUCCAGGUUAUCAGGCUGGAGACACUCAGGGAUGGAGAAGAAAGACUUGUGCGUAAACAAGUAAUUCUCAGUCAUUGUUGGUGUGAGUUUGUUCAACUGGAAGUGGCUGUGAUGGCGUCAAGGCCUUGAAUAACAUCUGGGAGAGAAUAACAACAGGCUGGACUGAUUGCUCAGCCGCUGUUUGAGUAAGAAACUGUUUUCAAGAGAAGAUUACAGAUUGAAUGUGAUUAGAAGAGCGAUACCAAGGCUGCCUUUUUAGUCAUCGCAGUCAAGAUUUGUCAACUGCAAUAAAGCAAAAGCUCUCAAGAGGAACAAAUUACAGCAGAAUAAUGCUUUCCCAGAGAGAGGGCAUAUGUUCAGGAGGAAGAUUCAGAUUUAGAUACAUGUUUGUUGGCUUUUUAAGACAGUGAGCGACACGAUCUGUUAUUGUUUUGCCGUUUUUUAUCAGAUUGGCUGAAUGAAAGCAGUUGUCUACCAAGGAACAACCAUCUGCAAAUAAACAGAAGCCAAUACUGUCCCUUAAAAAGACAAUCCUGGGAUGAUAUUUCGAAGUUUGACUGUUUACAAAGUUCGCCGUCACCAACUAGUGUUAAACUCAAUUUACACACGGUGACGAGCCAAUCUGAAUAUCAUCAAUAUUCCACUGUCAGUAUCUCAUACGUUCUGUUAUUUCCUGAGGGCUGAUACAAAAUUGGAUUCCUGCAACUCCAGGCCUGAACUCGCUCCACCAGUUGUCGCGGUUUGCUCAAGUCGUAGGUCAUGUGCGCGGUGAAGUCAUGUGCUGUCACUGGAGGACAACAGAUAACUGAAUGAACAAGGAAGUGUCAGAGCGCGGGCUUGAUGCGAGUGAGCUAAUGUUGGAGAGGAGCCAGACGGCGCCAAGGCUUCUGCCAAUAGUCAAAUAAAGGGUGUCUUGAACGCUUGCCUUCUAAGUCAAGCGUUGGCAAACCGUUUAACGUGUCAACUUCAGAGUUGGCCGCUGUUCAAAUUCAGGAUUUAUUUGGGAAGCUGAUGUUCCUGCAGAUUGGGCACCAUCAAAAUGAUCAAUCAUUGAUUUUCUGAUCAUCUCUGAUAACACUGGAUUGAUUAUGUGCCCUCGCUCUAGACUUUGACAGAUGACACAAUGGAUGUAUCUGUGAAAUGAUUGAUUACCCUCCCUCACUGCUACUUGUUUGCCUCCAGCUUUGUCUUUCCGUCUCUCAUCACUGACAUAACUGAAAACGGUUGGUCUUGAACCACCCCGAGUGCCGCUACCUGUUUAAACAAGCGCCAGAUUCCCUCGCUUUUGUCACGCUUGUGUCCUUUACUUUGGUAUUUCGCUCCACUUUCCUUUUUUUCUCUCCCCAGACCCGAGAGCAAACAUUUUAUAAAAACCUGUCCUUUCCUUACCUGCUCAUGUGUGACCUGGUUUCAUUCUAGGAGGUGUGUUUGUUUUACUUACCUGCCGCUCCCAGAACAAACAGCUGAGGCGGAGAGAGCAACAAAGCCCCCGGUCAUCUUGAAAUUAAAAUAAGCUUUGACUAAACAGAUGAAAUGUCGAGUGUGGACGUUCAGGAAAAUGCACGGCCGUUUGCUUUCAUGUGUCUUUGGAUGGCGUCAGCAGGGCACGCAGCUUUAGCACAGCAGGUUUAUUUACAUUGAUCACAAGUUUUCCUCGGCACACUCUGACCCAGAACUUAGCGGGAGUGGACAUCUUGUCUGCAGCAGUGAAGACACAAAGAAUGUGCAGUGAUUUUAGGUUUCGUUAUGAGAACUCUUCAAGUCCAGCAGCACAACAUGCAUGUAAAUAAAUGGUCAAUCACACAGUUUUGGGGGGUUGAUUGAUAUUAAGGUUCUGAUAUAAUUGAAAGUGCUGCAGAUUUAGACAAGCAAGACUUUGAGUUUAAGUAAACUGGCGAAUUUAGACUCUUGAAUCAUGGAUACACAUAAGACUCAAUUGACGGCCCUUUACUGUGGUUGUUUGAGCACGGAAAAUUACUGACUUGUCUGUCUUCAAAUCUAGGAAGAUGGAUAAAUUAGAGAUGUGCAAUAUGGAUUGUUUGAGCUGAUACCAAACCUUAAAAUUUCUUACAGUUUUUAAAUUCAAAAAGUGUCAAUUUUUUUCACACCUGUUAUACUUGUUGCAUGUUUUGCAAGCUGCAGUUGCAUUACCCUUCUACAAAACAGAGAAAAAAAUGUGUAAAGCCUCCUGUGAAGUACUGUGUAACAAGUCUCUAAUCACACUUUACAAUUCUACCAUAAAUAGGAGAUGACUUUUUGAGUUAUGACAAAUGAGACUGAAGACAAUUGAAUUUUCCUUUGGGGAUAAAAUAAAGUUAUUCUCAAUAUUCAUAUUGAUAUUCUUAUUAAUCUAGUAGUUUUAGGGCUUUGCUACCAAAGUCAUGUCCUUGACGAUAUCCUUAAAGUCCCACUCUGAUCGUUUUUUUUUUUUACUACUUAAAGUUUUCGCCUCUGAGUCGUGGGCAGAGACAGCGCUGCUCUGCACACUUGUCUUCAUGUUAGUUUGUAGCCUAACAUUGCCAGUGUAGUAGAAGUAGCAGGUAACAUAGGAGCUCAGACACCAAUGUCUUUAGGGACACAAAGAAAGCUAAUGCCACAAUUAGAUUUCUUACGAGCGUUGCAAUCCGCUAAAGCAAAUGCUUGUUCCGCAAUUGUCCUCUCUAUUUCUCCUCUAUAUGCAGAGUCUAGCCUGCAAAGCGGGGCUCUGGGGGUGGAGCUUGGAUUGGUUACGUAUAAAAUCUCACUGUUUCUGAACCUGCCAGAGAUUCAGUUUGAAUGCAGAAAUAAACAGAAAAGCAAUUUCGCAUUUAGUUUUCUCAUGAUUUGUCCUGUAGCUUCAGAAAAAUGACACAUGAACAUGUAAAAAACAAGAAAAACAUGAUAUUCAUUGGAGUGGGUCUUUAAACGAAACUGGAACAGAUCAGCUCUCCCUGAAACCUUUUUUAUAAACACUGAGGACACACAAUAUAUCCAUAGACGUGUUUAUUAAAGGAUUAUUCCAAAUACUAGCCUUUUUAUCCGCUGUUUACUCUCCUAUCAGAGCCAAAUCUAGGUCUCGGUCAGCUGUCUUUGCUUAGGGCUUGUCGACCUCUUAUCGUGUAUGUCAUAUGAUGUAACAUACAUUCCUUUACAUUCAUUACCCUCGCUGUGAAUUGGUUUCUCGCUCUGGUGUUGCAUGUGUAUUGUCCCUCAAGCGUGGCAGGAAGUCAAAAACAGCCUCUUCAAGUUCCAGAGCCGUCACUGCUGGCUCGUCAUGACAACACCACCCGUCCCUCGUUUUUCUUUCUACACCCCGUCAGGGAACGGCACUUGUUUUAUUAUCAACAGCAAAAGAGAAGUCCGCCCUCUCAAAGAACUUGUCUUUUUAUGGAGAUGGUGGAAGGCUGAGGGGAAAACAGAGCCGAGGAAUUGCAGAAGAGAAACUUCUGGCAACAUCUGAUCUUGCUAGGAGAGAUGUGCUGCCACAAGGAAGGGGUGUUUCUUAAGGCCUGAACAAAAUAUGCACUCCAGAAGUUUGAAGGAGUUUGAUUUACGGCUGAAACUCUUGCCCUGCUUUCUGCGUGACUUCAUCCAGAGGUGGUUCUUUCUUCUGGGAAAAAAGUUGAAGGAGUUGGUUGCAGGGUUCAAGAAAAGGUCAGACAUGUUUCCUGACUGUUUGUGCAGAACCCAUGAGGGCACGAUGUCGAUCACAGUGUUGCUGUGUGAAGCGUACAGAAGCCUUACGUCAUAGUUUGGGAAUUUUUAGAAGCCAAUAACAGCGUGUUCUUGUAGUUUCGCAUGCUCUGCAAAACGGUUUAAUAUACUGGAAACAAGACGGAACUCAUCAAGCCUGCCAUCCUGGGUAUGAAGAGUUCUUUAAUCCUCUUCUUCACACAUGCUGAUGUUUGCAAUCAACAGCCACACAUGGGUGCACACACAUACACACGAGUCAUGCACAGGAAGCAGAACUCCGUGCUAAAUACUAAGAACAGAUUGUGCUCUCCGGUGCAGAAAUCCCUGCUCAUACUUUCAACACCACUCGCAGCUGUUGCUCUUUGGUCAAACUUAACAAGGAAGCCAAAAACUAGCCAGAGACGUUAAUUCUCUCAGCCUUGGACGGAUCUUGUCAGGAACAGUGUGGUCGCAUCUCAAAGAAGCUGUCCACAAAUUCUGGCAGAAAUUACCCACCCUUUUUUUUUUUUUUAUGAGGGGAUAGAAAUUUCCUGGAAAGUCUUUACAGGUCAAUAGUGUCAGCAUCAAGGAUCAUGCCGUCUGUUUUACUGCUUCAGUCUGUCUCCAGGGGUCAAAGGCCACAGGGGAGAGAGCUUUCUCUAACAAGGUGCAUGUGUUUUUAGUGUGAAAGAAUGCUUUAGUACCAGCCCACGAUAAAUAAUGUAUGACCUCUUAUGAGCAAAUACUGAAAAACUACACAACAUUUGGUUGUAAGGGUCACCCUUUUUAGGGCCUGUUUCCACUGACAGCGUUUUUGGAUUUGCAGUGCACUUAAUUCCAGAGCCCUUCUAAUCAACGCCUCUAUGUUGCAAGUGUGCAAGUGUGGUUAGUUUCUCCUCCUUAUGAUCCUCUGCCAUUCUUGUUCACAAAGUUGACAUCACCCAUUCUUGGAUUUGAUUGGCCGGUAAAGGAAAUUGAUCAUCAGCUUUAAAGAGCAGUUGUCACAAGUGGCUUUUUUGUGGUCUGGACACUAAAAAAUGUGUUGGUUUGAAUAGAAAAAAAAAAAAAACACAGCCUGUACAAAAACGUUUUUAGUGGACACAGGCCCUAAGUCUUUCUGAAAACUGUUAAAGGGGCUGAUGAAACUGUUUUUUCCAUAAUACUCUCCAUGUACAUGAUUGUGUCUACCACAAACCUUUGUGAUUUUAAAUGACAAUUACCACAAAGUGCUGAAUAAAAGUAGGAUUUGCUUUUUGUGGGUGCAAAAAAAAAAAAGUGUGGACACAGGCCCUUAGUCUUUUCAACCCUAGAACACUAUCGCUAAAAUUAGUAACACCAUUACUAUCGCCGGGUGAUUUUUACCUGAAAUAAUAUACCCAAGAAAAAGUACUUGUCAUCAAAAUAUAUCAAAGUAGGACAAUACAUGACAAAUUACAGUAGUUUUCUUUUAUUUUUAACUGUGCAAUGUCCAAAGGAGGGAAAAAAGUGCCAUGAGGGGACCGUAUAAAAAUGCAACUAAAAUAAUAUAGUUAUAGUUUCUUUUCCGCCCAUUGCUGGGGGCAUGCAAGUCUUCCCUGGUGAAGACUCAGGGUUAGGGUUAUUAGGCAAAUUUGCCUUCAAAGAUGUGAAAGGCAAUGCUGAAGCUGCCCAGGGACCCAUGAUACUCAGGAAAACACAACAUAAUGAAAAAAAAACAAUAAUAAAAUAAUAAAAUGAUCAAAUAACAAUCAGAUGAAGCCGAUGGCAGUGUCAAAUAUUUGUACAAUUCAUGUGUAGCAGGUUCAGAUAAGUGUGACCCAGAAGCCUGAAGGUGAAAAGACUUAAAUGAAGUACAUUUUUCCUUGUCAGUGUCUUGAUGGUUUCAGCUGCAGUGGCUGCCAGUCUGAGAUAAUCUGAUAGAUGCUGGCGUGUACGUGACCUGCCUGAAGGUGCUAGCUCCAUUGAUCAUUCUUUGAUUCUAUUUGCCAAGCAUGGAGAGAGCAGGAGGACAGACAGACUGAUAAGAUCAAGACCAGACAGAUAGAGACAGAUCAGUUUGAGGAAGUCAAAAUUCCAGUCUGUUGACAUCCCAGAGAGCCUCUAUGCAGGAAAUACCCAGAUUAAGAGAGAGAAAAUCCCAUACUGCAGUUGGUAUAUCAUGUGUUGUCUUUGCAGAGGGUGCGUGUGCAUCCAUGUGUCUGGUAUGCACACACUUGCAAACCCAUUUCAUGUGUGUGCCCAUGCAUUUAACUUGUAACUUGUGAGUAUCGAUGUGUGCAGCGGUGUGACCCGGGAGUUCAAGAGGCCGUUGACUAAGACUGGAUUAGCUGCUCUCAAGGCUGCCACUGGAAUGCAAGGAUCAACAAGUCUGCUCAGUGCAGCACACACACACACACACACACACGCUGAAGUGAACACACACAUACACACGCCCGUUUUCAUCGAGGCACACUCACUGUUUACCUUCCAGUCUAUUAAUGUCCCCGCACCCCUCCUCUCCCUACGCUCCGUCUGUUUUCUCGCUGGGAGUAGAGUGGAAAUUGGAUUUCAUGAAACUGGCGGUGGUGGCAGCCGGGAAAUAAGGAGUUAUUUUUAUCAUUUACAUCAGUCCACGGCUCAGUGUGGAUAUAAAUACAAGUUUAUUGACAUUUAUUGCAGUCUUGAGGUUGCAGGGAGAUCCGUAUGGGCAGUCAUGGUAUUAAAGAUUAUCGUUAGCAUUUACAAUUAUGAACAGGGUUUUCAGAUGCACCUUCUUCUAAAAGUUGUAUAAGAUCCUUUGCAACACAAAAAUGUGCGUAAAAUGAACAAAAAUACACAAAAGAGACAAAGAAAAAUGAAACCCCUGCACCACAAUCUUAUGGCACUGUGUAAAACGUUGAAUUAGACAGAAUUUAACUGUUUGGAAAUAAUUUUAACCCUUUAAUUGUAAGUUAAACAUUGCAGAUAAUAUGCAAAAGAUUAAAAGUCAUGCCUCUUUGUGCAAAGGGGUGGGUGUCAGCCAAGUCCUGUUUUCACCUUUUGCAUUUUCACAAUGAAUUAAACAUUUAAAUGUCAGCUGGAUGAGAUUUUCAGUCUAAAGACUGUAGAGGACAGGAUAUGCAAAAGCAAAAUUCCUCACCGGGGCAUAGCAGUUAAAAUUUUUGUCUGCCUUGCUCUUUUUUUGAUGCAGGAAUUAAGUUUCAAAAAAGUUGGGACAAGUACAAGAAAACACUGAAAAACAAAAACAUGCAGUGAUUGAAACUCUGAAGCUGGCUUUUUAACUGUUUACAAGUAACAAGCCCAAGAGUGGAGGGUGUGGUGUCCAUGAUGACCAGCAUUCACACAUUUGCAGCAAAAAAUUGUGUUCACAUAUGGUGUUUAUUUGGAAUGAUGUUUGAGCCUAUGCAGGGAUUUCCACUCCAGAGUCAUGUCUGUUUUUGAGUCCGCAAAGAUCAGGGCCAUUCAGCGUUCGUUUGAUGAUGAUUAAACUCUUUUCAAAGUUCUUUGCUGAGGUUUCUGAAAUUGUUGAACUAUUUGCUCACACGGUCUCUCACAGAGCGGUGAAACUCUUCUCAUCCAUACAUCUGAGACUCAGUUCUUUCAAUAAUCUGCUGCAAAUCAUUGAAAUCGGAUGUUUCUAAAAUUCACUAACGUUCAAUUAAACUUAUUUCAACUUGUUACACAACUGUUCAGAGUUUUAUCUUCCCUGUCCAUAGACUUUUGCAACCAAUCAAUAUUUUUUAGUCUCAACUUUUGCAUUAAUUUCAAUCAAACAUUUGUGGACUAAAAUACUCUUAAUCAAUGAAGUAUCCUUAGGUUAUCACCAUGUGCGCUUGCAGACACGUGUUUACAAUAGAUUGAUGAGUGUGCCAACAGGAAAAGUCACUGUGUGUGUUUCCACACUGAUAAUUGUGUUAAGACCUGCACGCGCUGACUGAUGCACGAGUGGAUAUUUAACUCUAUCCAUCACGCACUGUUUGUGUUUGACUCUUGCGAGGCUGCAACUGAUAUCGGUCAAUACGCCAUCACUCAUUACAUCAGCGUUAUGAUGACAACUGCGGAGGAAAGCUUUCCGUUUGAAGGCCGGGGUUAUGCAGGACGAGGGAGCAAAGUCAGAUGUAUUAUUUUCAAGCACUGGCAUGAGUUUCAUUUAAGUUGCUGCAGUAAUGAAAAAAGCACAUUUCUAUCUGCAGUCACAUCAGUAUUCCAUAGAAACUAAUAACCCCUGUGUUGACUGAUUGUUGGCAUCGAUGAGCAGCAGUCUCCAAAGUCCGACUUUUAUUUUUACCAAUGUAUUUAUAUCAGUUUCAAACAUGUUCACAGGCUGAGUACAUCUGAUAGUACGGUUUGUUUUUGUCAGGAACGCAGAGCGGGAUUUUCCCUGAUUUAUGUCUGGAAAAACAAAUUAAUUUCACCCGCUUUCAGUGCAUGUGUUCAUCAUUCCAUCUAAGACAUCAAUUCCAAAAAGUUGGAAAAGAUGUUGAUAAUCACAGACAACUGUUACUUUAUUUAAGUGAGGAGAGUAACAUGUUGAGUAGGGCAUGACCAAUUUAUUGGCGAGCCAAUUAAAUCGGCCAAUUUUAGCCCGUUUGAGAUGCCGAUAUUUUCAGAAAUAAAAUGCAAAGAAUAAGAUUCUGUUGCACUUCGAAAAUGUUCUGCCAUUUAAAAAGUUCCCCAACUUAUCCUGUAGAUGGCGCGUGCGGGUAGUUGAAAACGCUUUUCUGGUCAGAGUUUGAUCAGUCGGUCUCCCUGUCAGCGUGAAUAGCAGUAGCCUACAGUAUAUCCUAUAUCCACAGUAUGUAUAUAUAUAUAUUUUUUUAUAACUUCAUAAAAAAUUUUGAAAAAUCGGCCAAAUAAUCGGUAAUAAGCAUCGGCCCCCAAAAAAUCGGCCGGGCCCUCAUGUUUAGGUAUAAGAAAGGCGCUCCAGAGAGGUUGAGUCUUUCAGAAUCCUCUUAAUAGUAUUCUGUGAGAGACUGUGUGAGCAAACAGGUCAGAUUUUUGACACUUAUUUCAAAGAAGAUGGAGAUUUCCUUAUGUGGAGUACAAAACAGACAUGACUCUGUAGUGGAAAUCACAGCAUGAGAUCAAAUUUACUUCCAAAAACUUGUUAUCUAAUGCAGUUUCUCAAGUUUUUUUAAUCUUGGGGUUGUAAAAGCCUUGAAAGCCGACUUGCCCUCUUGUUUUGGCUUUUUCUGCCUGUCAGGGGGCGACUGGAGGCCAAGUGAUUGGUAGUACCAGCAUGAUCAAUACUUGUGGUUGGCAGACACAGAGCAGGGGGUCUAUUGAUGGUGGCGAUGCUGUUUGGGUUGUGGUGGCCAUUAGGAUCAUGAGGGAGGUUAUGCAACUUGUCAGCUAAGCAAAAGAACUGUGAUGAGAGUGCAGUAGAGAGUGAAAGUUCCUGUUUUCAUGAGGGCACCAGAACCUGUUGGUAAUCAUCACCUCAUGAGGCUACGCCAUAUGGAAAUGGAUGUGGAUUUUUCAGCUAUCAUGGUGUUGCCGGUGGAUAUGGUUAAAUGACUCCAAACCAAGACUUCCUUUUUCCCCAUCACUUUUGCUCCAUCACAUCCCUGGGAAAAGCAUCUGUUCAUCUGCUUCAAGUAGGUCUCGCUUCAACGAUAACCAGAAAAAGAACCAGAUUUUUAUUGUAACUUACAUCGUAUUUAAGGGUUUUUGCUGGAAUCAUUGGCUUUUGCAACACAGUGUUUUGGCAGAUUUGUAGCUCGAGUUAAAAGUUUGGGUUGUGAACAAAUUAUGAGCUCAUAGGGAGCUCAUUGGGCGCUGGGAUAUUGUGUUUAUUCCAAGUUUCUACUCAAGGAAAGGUGGUUGGUUGUUUUGGAGACCCUGGAUUGGGUCUUCUGCGUUUCAACAGAGCUAAAGCACCCUUACAUGACAUAACAUACAGUUAAUUUAUUAUGUAAUGCAUGUUCAGCUCAGUUCAACAUGUGCCCAAGCCAAAAACUGUAGAGCAAAGUUGAGCAAAUGCUUCCCUCAUGUCUCAGUUCUGGCUCUAAGCUUGUGGUCCAUGGUUUGUUGAUCCAAUCAAACCAACACUCAACAGACGCAGGCAGAGACAGACUCAGUUAUAGAAGCUGUAUCUGGAAGGUGAGGAGUAGUUUAUUGUCUUGUUUAGAUCGCUUUAAUACUACAAAGACUUCUCCAGUUGCACAUUUUCAUGCUCUCACGUUUUUGCAGGUUGAAAAUCAGUCGGUGUGUCGUGCAGGACCGCAGCACCGCAGCGCUGCGUUUUCACCCCCUUUUUGUUGGGAAAUCAAUAAUAGAGCGGCUGACCCAACUGUGAACCGUGUUGCACGUGAGCACAAGUGCGCGGACGGACACACACACAAGUGUCGCGUCACAUCCAGUGUCCGCGGAGAACAAAGCAUUGCAGGGCUGUGACGGGUGUGGCGAGGGUCUCCAGGAAGUUACACUUGGCUAAAACUUCCUGGACUGAAACAAGGCUGAUGGUUUGAAGCUGCGGUCUCAUUGUUUCAGGAGGCUUUUGUGCUCUAAUCCCUGGUUGAUCGUCAUUGUUAUUGAUCAAAUUCAGCCUUGAAAAAGUCUGAUUUUAGUCAUAUUGUUACAGCUCUUUGAAAGGACUGACUGAGCUUCAAUUUCCAACCUUUUCAUGGAUUAUUCUCUCGACUUCUUUCAAUCAAUUUUUUCCUCAAUAUUUUGUCACAAUGCCCCAGAAUGCUUGUGUGUUCCUUUGCUACAGAUUCAACAGAAAAUAGAGGGACUCAUUUAGUAAGAAAGGCGCAAUUUGAUUUGCAAAUUUUAGACAGAUAGUAGUUUCAAACAAAACCCUUACUAGCAAUUUCCACCGCAUCAGGAACGGGUACGAAAAGGCUGUAUCUGUCGAAUGUAGCUGAUCGUAACCAUUCAAGUUAAUGUGUCAAUUUCUACCGAAAGUCUAAGAGUAAAUUUCGUCCUCUGGAAGGACACAAUCCACUGCUUAUAUGGUUAGCCUAUGUGGCUAGAGACAACUUGUUAUUGGGAGAUUGCACGUGAAUCCGCAGGUUCUUGAUAGUUCUUGCGAUUACUGCUGUCCGUAAUCUGCCAUGAAAUUCGCCUCACAAAUGGAUCCAGUAGGAAUUGGCGGACGAUGAAAAUUGGUGCCGAUCCGGAUGGGGUGAGAAUUGGGGGUUAUCUAGUUCAAAAUACUGACAAACUGCAUGCGAAACCAUUUGUUUACAUUAGGGUUGUAGAGCGUUGGAUUUUUAUAGAGGUUGCCAUAAGCUUGAGCUACAGCCAUGGCGAAAAAUAGUCAAAUUUUCCAGCCUGAACAUGUCCUUUUGGUCCCUAAUGGGUCAACACCUAAAUCUGUGGAUUCAAUAAAUAGACAGUUCCUACAAACUCUUUAUAACAUGUAAUAUAAGAGUCUUUUUCACUCCUGGUGGGACCAUUUCAUCUGAUGAGAGAAAUUUACAAGAACUCAAACUUUUUCAAAAAUUUCUGGGUGGCUCUGUGUGUGGAAGCAGACAGAUGAGAUUGUCACUCUAAGUGAGUUUCAGUUUUUCCUCCCAGCCACCCAGAAACUAGAAGUUGCAUCGUAUCGUAUCACACCGUAUUGAAUUGUAUCGUGUCAUAUCGUGUUGCAGGAAAGAACCUUGCAUUUACCACUGAUAUAAAUGGUAAAUCAGUCCUUUUAGCAGGCCAAGCAUGAAAAGGCAGUUUUGAAUCACUUGAAAAUGCCUGUGCAUGGGUGAAAGAGGUCUCGGGGUUGCAGGUAUGUUUCAUGUUUCCUUGCCCAAAUGCAACCCUAAUGAUCCAAAUCUACAAGAACCAGCAAGGACUGAGUCGUCUCCAAUCUUUUCACCAUCUGUAGCUUCAGGGCCUGAAAUCUGUGGCGUCUCAGCACGGUCAUACAUUCCACUGAAGACGUGGAAGACUCUCAUUUUCAUCAUAUACUGCAGAGUCAGUCAAACGCCAUCUCCUCUGACAGGAAUAGCCUCGGGGUAGAGAGGCAGGCCUCAACGCCAUUUAGCUUAAAGACAGACAAUCAAAUCCCAAUCAAAAUGAAUUAUUUUUGUUGUAUUUUAAUGAAGUUUCUUGUCAAUCUAUCUUACACUAUGCAGUCAUAUGAACACGUGUGCGUGCAGGGCUCGUGCGCACACGCCGCAUGUAAACGCUGCCAUGUGUCUUGUAAAAGCCACCGCAGCUCUGCCUCCACUCUGUCAUCUUCAUCAUCAACAUCAUCCGGAUUCUGAAAAAAAAAAAAAAAGAAAGGGGGCAAAGCAGCAGGUUCUAAUCCCCGCCUUGCUCUUUAACUACCUCACAGGAUUAACCGGGAGGAGGGGGAUCCGGCAACCCACGCGGAAAAUAAAGAGUCUUAUGGAGACUUUGCUCUGAUCCCGCUGCGUUAAAUGGACAGGCUGGAAGAAGCACAGAGAGGGAAUGUGCUGCACUUUUCUGUCCGGCUCAUGUUCUCACCAGUGGUGCGAAAAAUAAACUAACUAUUCCCCUAAUAGGAUCAACAUAUAAUCUUACUCACACUUUCAAGCAUUGAAAUAAAGAUGGAGGUGUUAAGUUAAUGCACUUAAACACUAAGCUGUUGUGGUGCAAGAUGUUUGACGGUGCAAAACAUAGAAAAUAUUUGCAUUAUCAGCUUAAUUCCAUGCAUAGAAACUUAAUUUUGCGCCUUUAUUUUGACAUCUGUCAGUCAGAAAUUUCUCUUAUCUCAAAUAGCAGUUGAAACCACACUUCCUCUAAAACAUGUACCAUACUUGGAGAUCAUUUGCAAGUCAGGAAAUCUAUUUCAGCAGGAGAAAAAAAAAACAACAAAAUCGUUUUUUAACUAAAAAGUGUCAGACAAACCUGUGUGGAAAGGGGUAAAGGGGAAAAGUAAUGACUGCAAACAAUCUGUGUAUAGACCUUCAGGAGCAUUCAUGCUUUGAAUUUUCUACUGUAAAGAUGCUGGAGUUAUUUUUAUUUUUAUUUUCCAUAAGCGAUAUAAAUGAGGUUGAUUUUUUCUUUUUACUAUUGUCAGGGCUGUCAUGUGUUUGUCUGGACUGCAGGAAGUUAUGGGACAGAGUUGUCUGGCUCCCUGGCACGCUUCUUACAUAACUACAGAUAUGGGAAGGUCUGUGUGUGUAUGUUUUUGCCCUUGACUGAUACAUUUCAACACUGAACUGGGGGAAAAGCAGCUGGACUCGUUUUUCCGUAUUGAUCCAGUAUUGACUCUUUGUUGUGUUUGUUGGUUUUGUCAUAUAUCUAUUUAAUCUUUCAUCCAAUAAGAUUAUACUUUGUAUUAUUCUCCGUCUAAUUCAGUGGUUCUCAAGUCCAGUCCUCAAGGCCCACUGUCCUGCAUGUUUUGGAUGUUUCCCUGCUCCAACACACCUGAUUCAAAUGAUCAGCUCGUUAUUAAGCCAUUACAGAGCUUGAUAACGAGCUGAUCAUUUGAAUCAGGUGGACUUGAGAACCACUGGUCUAAUUGAAAUACUUUUUAGCUUAAAGUGGUUGCACCUAAUCUGUUGGAUGGACACCGAUGUAAAAUGGCCUUUAUAAUGUUUUUUAUGUUAUUAAAUGAGGCUCAAGAUAGCUCUUGUGUCAUUACAGUGUAGUUAGGAAGAAGAUAUCGUAAUUAUAGGGUCGCCUGGUUUGCACAACUCAAGUGACACCCUACAGUUCUGAGAGUUGAAGGUGACACAAAAAAGCCAAAAUCUGCAGUUCCUCAAGUGUCCACUUGAGGCUUCCUGUGCGCACUCAUUUUGUAGUGGUGUGUCAGUCGUGAACGAUUUGUUCAAAAGAACCGAAUCUUUUAAGUGAACGCACUGAACCAAAUCACUUCCUCAAGUGAUUCGUUCGUUUCUGACUUCAGAUGAACUGAAGUAAGAAACAGCAUUGCCAGGCCAGCAGCCAGCAAACGGGGCACCGCAUGCACCGACGCCUGAAUCACUUGGUGAAUGAAUCACUGCUAAAUUGCCACCACAACAACUUGCAAACAAUAAGACACAGCAUGUAACAAGUAGUGCAUUAAACCCGCAGCAUCCUAUCAUUGGAGCGGUUUGCAAGGGAACGGUGUAUGUUCAGUUUGAAUUCUUCUAAACGUUCAGGAGGUCGCAGGCUUCUAAAUGAUUUGGUGAUUUGGUGAAUGAAUCUUUUUAGUGAACUGAUUCUAGUGAUUCAGUACAUCUAAAAGAACUGCUGUGCCCAUCACUAUCAUUUCGAAACCCUUGCAAGAAAAAUGUGCGUUUUUACAGCCUCUAUGAUGGUGUGAAUAUCUCAUUACAUGCAGUGUUAUGAAGUGUGUUAUUGCUAUAAGCAGGAAACAUGAGGAACCAUGACAGCAGUUGUGAGUAUCCUGCUAUAGUUUGUCUCUUGCGGGGGAUAAAUGAAGGCGAGUCGCAGCUGCAUAAGUCGCAUUCUACAUCUGAGGCCCGGUGCGUUACGGCUUUUUGGCGCAGAUGCCGAUUCUAAUCUCCGAAUCUGUCUCUUGGACAUUCCAGGAUUGAUGGCGGGGCACAUUAUUUCUCUGGGAGUUGUUUUUGUGAAGUGUGUGCAUGUGUGUGUGGGUGUGUACUUGCAUACGUGUGUGUGAAAUCGAGUUCUCACGGUGCAGACAUGGUGGAGCUCUCUGACUGCGCAGGGUUUGAUGGGAAAGAAAUCCCCGUGGGGCCACUUACACAACCGUUUUGACUGAUUGACAGAUAAAGGGCACACGCACACAUUUACACACACACAUAUACACACAUACUGUAUUUGUCUAUUUGUGUUAAUAGAGGCUGAACCCAACAAUUGUAUUCCAGAGCUGGCUAGUUAUUUAUAUCCAGGUCAGUCAUAAUCCAAACUCCGCUCUGUUUAUCCAGUAUGAGCUGAUGAAAAUGCUGUGCUACUAUUUUCACAUGACUGCAGAAGUUUUUGGUGUUUAUUUCGGUUCAAAGCCAAACUGGUGACAGACGAUUUAUUCAGCUAACUCAACACCAGGAUCUGGGCGACGGUGGUAUGAAUUAUGCUUUGGAUCGGAACAUUUUGUCCAGAAAAGGGAAAAAAAAACACAUGAUUCUACCACAAAAAAGCACCAAAGUACACAAGAUGCUGAUUGAAUUAUUGGAUAAGAGACAGAAAAUGGAAACUAGAUUAAAUUAGUUACUAAUUUUCAAGCCAGAAUAAACUACAGCUGCUGCUUUUUUAGUGUUUGAUGACAGCCAGCUGAGGAUUAUUGAAAAAGUUCUAGGUAUUUUUGGAGGAUUCAGACCCUUGCUAUUUUACACCAGAACUACUGAUCGUUGGCAUAGAUCGUCAGAUUACCAGAUUUUAUACUAUAUACUGUAGAUAUACUGUAGGCUACUGCUCUUCACGCCGACAGGAAGACCAACUGAUCAAACUCAGACCAGAAAUCGGUCAGGCCCUGAUACUAAGUCAUGAGAUGCUUGUCACUGUCGUAGGCUUUCAAGGCACUGGCACAGGAACCUCUGGCUAAGGCCCAGUUCAGGAGUCAAUGCAUCAGUUUUUUGUCGUAUCAGCGUUUCACCUUCACGGAAAUGGCAUUUCUGGUGAUUGAAAUACUUUUUGAAAAUGACCUUCUCUUAUGACUAUGGUUUCAUCUCCGUGUGGAUGGAUCUGCAUCUUUCUUAAAACGAUGACCUAACGAUACGCAGAUAUUUCAGUCUUAAGGGUAAACUUUAAAAAAAAAAAAAAAGAAACAGCAAUAUAUUAACAGCAGCAAUAUAGUGUGGAAAAGGCCUAGGACUGUAUUCCGUGGUUAGCGGUGAUCGCCAUUAGCUGCGGUGAAAACUACCUGGAUGAAACAAGCACAAAUGACGGAUAAUCCUACAGUGAUGUAGUUUGGCAGUAUUUUGAUGUAGGAAAUGGGGAUAAAGUUGUGCAUGGGUGGAGUCUGCUUGAUUUAGCUGAGAAAUAUGUAACCAGGGUAGAUAUGGUGGCAAACCAGCUGGACACCAUUUGCUGGACUCUUUAACUCCAUGUUAAAUAAACUAAGCUCAAUUUUGACUGUCUUUUAGUUAUUUUGUUACCUUUGACCUGCCUGUUGGUCUGACUUUUAAUUUCUGAUAACCUAACCGUAAAUUUGUUUUACUUCUUCUCUCACAGCACACCUGUCCAAAUGUAGGGGAGAGGAAUAGAACAAGCUGAUGUGACAACAUUAGCUGAUCUGUAUUGUAUACAAUCCUGCGAACAUUCACUUUGAGUCAUACAAGGCCGUUGUAGCAGUGUUAUUGCUCAGGGUCAUUGUUAAUGGUAUAGUGUCAAAAGCAGCAGGAUAGCUGUGAUCAGAUAUUCUGUGGUCGAUACAGACAGUGCAAGUCACGAGAAAACGUCAAGUGAGGAGAGUUAUGUGACCUGGAAUGACACGCACGCUUGGAAAAAGCUUGAUUUUCUCCAUGCAAACUCUGAAAAUGAAAUGCAUGAUAGAAACACGGCAACAAUUCCUGUUAUUUGCAGACGGUUUGAGUCCCUGAUCGCUGUGAUUGGACGUCACGUUUCAAGAGCGCUUUCAUUGUGCAACAGCAGUUUGAAAACUCCAAAUCAGCACCAGAAUUAAACUCCAGUGAAUAGCCGUCCCUCCAUUUCCUCCUUCCACUGAGUGUUUGUCGGCUAAAGUGGAGCUCACCUCUGGCGCUUGAAAGCCUGCAAUUGUCACCUGCUCUGUUCUGUUUGGCAGCAGUUAAGCUACCGCUGAGUUGUGACCUUAAAGUGAGUUUCAAAUCGCUCAGUAACACACACAUACGCCCGGAGGACUCCGACAAACACACUCAGACGCACUCACAAAAGCUCGCAGGUGCUGAUUGCAGGGCGCCGUUAAGCAACAAUCAAUCUGGAGUGGAGAAAGGAGUGCGUUUUACGACUUACUUAUUAUGCAUAAUCGAACAUGAUCCCCAAUCCACGUCCCAAUCUGCACACACUCACAACAACAAUCACUGAAAGAGCUCCACUCUGCAUGCAGGAUUAGUAAUGAUUAACCAGCUUCAUUAGCUCUGUUAUGUAGUCUAAAGACGGAGGGAGAAAAUUUAUUGACUUGACUUGUGUAGGGCUUCGGUGUCCGGCUUGGUGGGUGUGAAUAAGAUGCUGUUUUAUCCACAGUCUGAGUCAAGUAUGGAUGUAAUGUGGGACCAAGUCUUUCAAAGCACAGCCGAGGAUCCCUGAAUGAAAACAGUGUUUACAUUUGAGGGAUCUGACACCAGGUCUUGUAGCCAUCACAUGAGGAAACCGUGGGAAAUUCACCUCAGUUAUGUUAAACACAACAGAGGAGAGAUAUCCAUCUGAUAUCUGCAAAAAAAAAACUUAAAAUGGUGCAAAAAAGCCAAAAAAUGAAAACAGCCAGAAUGAUAAUGUUAAAACUGGGAACCCCUGCGCUCUAAUUACAGCUGUUUGUGGUUGUAAAUAAGAUACAGAAAGGUAUAAAGAGGAAAACUGAAGUUGCUCAUUGUUUGCAGUCUUUUCUCGUACCAGCCCAAGCAAAUUGGAAGGUUUUCCAAAACACGCCCUGCGGGCAAAUUAGUGGUUUGCAAGUCAAAGUUGGGCUGAGGAGCAAUUACAAGCUUGUUAAACACAGCUUUACUCUGCUCCACCUCGCUCCGGCUUCCUUUGAUGAAGACGUGAAUGUCACUUUGCACAGAGGUAUACAUGAAUUUGAGCUAUUUGUCUUCAUGGUGACAGCAUUGUUAAUACACGGCUUCUUCUUGUGUACGAAAUGUUGUUUUAAGUGUCUGAAAUCACUGCCGUGGGGGGUUAAGGCGACAAAAUUAGUCAAAACUCAUUAGAAAAUGACUAAAAUGGAGUUAAAACUAAGACUAACUCAAAGCACAUUAAUGAUGUGAUGGAACUGUUCAGCAUUGAGGCCCAAAAAGAGACAUAAAAAUACAAAGUAAUAUGCACAAUGUGUGCAACUCACUCGCCAAAUGUUUUAGUGUUUCAAAGCCAAAAAAUUUGUAGAUUCAUUCAGAAACUUUUGUACAGAACUCAAAUAUUUCAAUUUGUCCUCCAACAAAAACACAACAACAAAAAGAAAAACUUGGUGUCGUAAUGCAGAAAGUCAAACGAUACAGAAAAAGGAGUUUAAACUCUGACAGAAACCAAGUCUGCCUCUGACAGCUGAUACCCAGACUAAUUUUUGGCAGUAAUCUGAGGCCUGUUUGCCAUCCACGGAUCGCUCUGAGCCAAUACCACACACACACAACCUUCCACAUUACCUCAACGUCUCUUUCUACUAUCAACCGCAGUGUUGAUACCUGAUUUUCUUGCGCUUACGUAACCAUUAUGCAAGAUCCUAAGUCUCCGUGGCGGGGCCUAAUUAUGGCUGCCGGCCCUCCAUAUUAAUCUGUCUUUAAAAUGUUUGAAGUCCGCCCGAGGAUUUAGAUGUGGCUGCCAGUGUUUUUGAGCGUUCACUGCAAGUUGCUCAUUAUUGUGGCUGAGCCAAGGAGGCCUCAUUAAACGCAAAGGCAGACAAAAAUACGAUAAAGUGAAAGCUUAUACCUGCAUUUUAGUGCCAGGAAGUGUUUAUUGUUUAUACAUUUUUACUCAUUAAAAUCACAGCAAAAUCCUAGUAGGUAAAAAACAUUCAUAAAUGAGUUUAUGUGGUUUCUGGAAUAUAGGUCCAGUGAAAAACGUAUGUUGUUGCUGGCAGAGUGUGUUGUUGUUUUUUCGGUAUAGAGCUCAUUGUAAAAAGAUAAAAUGCCUCCAUAGGGUGCAUGAAUAAUAUCCAUCAAGGACCCAUAAAGCUCAACCAGCUCAAGCUGCGCAUUGUUGGAAUAAGUUGUGUAACUUUAAGCAGAAUACAAAAAAGCUUCAAAUCUGGAGCGUCAAAACAGAAAUUGUUUUGACAGUGAUGUUCAGCCAACUUCUGCAUUUGGGUCCUUUUUUGAAAACAAGAUAAACGAUUACCACGAUGGGAUGAAGUAAACAGCGCCUUUGUUGUCAGGAUGUGACUCGGGGAAGCAAACGCGGCACAGCCUGUCCCCGCAGGAGAGGAGAAAUCUGGUCGAAAGUUGUGUAACUCGGCGAAUAAUGGAGGUGUAUUUUCACUCCUACUCUCAGCCAGACGUAUGGCGACUUAUGUAACUGUACAGUAAAUAUUUUCUUAUAUCUCUAUACAGUAUUUGAACCUGUAUAUAAACUCUGCAGAGGGAACAAAUGCUUAUGAUUCUUGAAUGUGUCCCUGGACUAUUGUAUCCUCAGCACAGGCUGCGAUUCAUUCAUAUUCCUGAGUCGGACUUCAAAUAGUGAUUGUCUUUACUUAAAAAAAUAAAAAAAUAAAAAAUAAAAUACAGAUCAAUUUGGCCACAUCGAAAUCUCUUUAGGACUGCAGCUUAUAUAUACACAGUAUAAUGCAAAUGAAUGCACGCUUUUGGCAGAGAAUAGACACUACUUGCAAACUCAUGCAAGAAAUGCAGAGCAUGUACACACCAGUUUAUUGAUAACUAAUGAAGACUCGAGCAGGUAAAUGAUUGGCAAAUAUACCCAGACUUCCCGCCCAAGUGUUGCCUCUGUAAAGGAAACACUGCAUGAUAUAAGAAGAAACAAUUGUCACCUAAUCUAGGACAGCAAUACAAACUCUAGUGUAGCUGAGGAGGCCUCACAAAGCUGCUACCUGUUGUUGACUUUAGGCUAGAGUACUAGAAUAAGCACAAGGUUAAAGUAGGACUAGGUGAUUUGGCCAAAAUAAAAAAAUAAAAAAGAUCACGAUAUAUUUUGUCAUAUCGUCUGAUCUCGAUUAUUAUCACAAUUUUUUGUUUUAAGCUGCUAGUUUAAAAGCAUCUGUACUAAAAACUAAUGAAACUAGAAAUUAGUUCAACAUUUUAUUAACAAAGUGAAUAAAAAGGCAAAAUAAAUAAGAUAAACAUAGAAAAAUUAACUCAGUACAACAAAUGUAGAUAAAUAUUAAAAUGAACUAAUCUACAGUCCUUAGUGUUUUUGCAGGUAUGUAAGACUGAUCUAAACUUUGACGAUCUGAUUGAUUGCUGCUUUGGUCUGGUGGCUGCGCUGCUAGUUGUAGCUAAACCGCGAAUGCUACUUGUGCCGUCAGCAGUGACAGGCUGGACAGACUCCGCUCACAUUUUCGUGCUUUCCGCAUAAUCACUCGGGAAGUACUUCUUCAAAUGAUUAAACAGAUUUGUUGUGUGUGUUUUGAGGGCACCGACAUACCUUGCACAUCGGUUUAAUUGCUAGACGUCACUUUGAUGAAACCCAAACCACCACCACACAACCAACGUCGAGUAAAGCGAGGUACACACAUAAAGAUAAUCGGGCUGUUUUUGUCCCGAUUUUCCCACCAAGGACGACAAUCUGAAGAUUAUCUUAUGUCUUCUAAGAUUAUCCUAUAAGAUUAUCAUGUCGUCUAAGGUGCGUGUAGAGUGAAUUUGUCCCGAUAAUUGGGUCCGAAACAGGUCGGGGCUGACAAUCGUAAAUAUUAAACUUGUUCAAUAUUUUCGGCCAAAAAUCUUCACGUGUGUGGGGAAAGCUGACGACUCCUGAGUCGUGACUCGGUGAAUUGUCAUGUGAAACGAAAUGUAGCCAAUCAAGACGCGAGCUGACCGAGAAACAAGGAACCAAAUAAAGUGAACAAAAAUAAAGUAUGGCCUACGGGAUUUAGUAUGGUAUUUUUCUCUCAAAAAUACUUCCAAAACCACCAUCAUUCCCUCCUCUUGUGUGCCCUCUUCCAUGUUGCGUCUUGUGUUUCCCGGUUGUUGCUAUGUUUCUUUUUCUUCAUUUUUGUUAGAUCAUGUUUUAUCAUGCAAGUUUCGGUCUUGGAGGACUAGAUUCUAGAUUGGUGGUGGAACAGAAUCGUUUUGAGUGUGGUGAGAUUAUCGGAGCACAUCACACAGAGUAGGAUCAAAACUGUUCAAUGCCUGUUUUUUUUAUCUUCAUGUGUGGGGUCUGUAACAGAUAAAAAAUAUCUUCAGAUUUAUAAAAUCCUUAUGUAUGAACCCUGCUGAACUUUUCUUCUUAACAAUGGCAACUUUGGAGGAUGACUCAAAGUCACGGUUGAGAUCUAUUUUGCUGCCCUCAGCUCCGUGUUUAGCUCCACAUUCGGUCAUUCGGUUUACUUCCCCUGUUUACUUCUCCAGCAACUUACAGAAGCUUGACUCUGAUUGGCUGUUGUCACCCACAUUUCUGCUAUGUUUGAUCGAGUAAAUAGGCUCACAGCUGAUCACCGUAAUCAAACGGAAAUGUAUUACGAUAAUUUCAUCACCCAGUCUUAGGUUGAAGUCAAACAUGUUACCCCCACUUUCUGACCUUCCUCAAUACACAGACGACAAGACUGAAACCGGUGACCACGGAUCACCCUGGCUGGCUUUGUUUAAACCACAAUCAAGGAUGACAUGUGUAAUGAUAUUCCAGGAAGCCAGCAGAGGCCCAGGAAGAGAUCAUUUAUUGGAUGCAGACACAAGAGGAACAUUCGAAUCGCCACGCCGCACUUUCGGCUGUCUCACCCUAAUAAAUGACCUUUGAGCAGAGUUUCUGUGGCACAACACGGAUCCAGAGGAAUGCACGGGUAUUUUUCAACACUUCUUGUGUCUCUUACAGGCUGGCGUCAUGCAUGCAUGUAAUAGAUUGCUUUCGCUGACCUGGAACCUCCUAGAGGGUUCACAUCUGCUUGUAAUUACUGACCACCCUCGCUCGUCAGCCGGCGCUACUCGUAUGUGUGUGUGUUUGAACAUGUUUCUGUCACACAAAAACGAUUAAUAGGCUUCUCCACCUGUUUCAGGUUGUUCCCGAGGCUGCCUGAGGAGAAAAUAAGCGCCAAAAUUAUGGAUCCUCAACUGUUAUUUACACAAAAGUUACAUAACUCGGAGAAAAAGCAGUUUGGCGGUACUGGGCUUAUCAUUGGUUGUAAAAUGUGAGGUUAUCGGCUUUGAAUACGGGAGGUCAUGCACAUGGAGAGUUAUGUGAAAAAAUAACCUGUUAUGUUGGGUAUAUCUAAAUUUGUUACCAUGACAACAGACAAUAAGAUGGCAGAGUAUAGAAAGUAUAGCAUCGACGUUUAGAUCUCCAAGAUGACGGUGGUUGUUGAGUGAAUGAAGACGGGUGUAUGACUGAAACUUCAAGGCAGUCAAUUUCUUUAUUUCCUCAAAAAUAGGACAAACUGAGGAGAGACGGGAGAAGCAAUCUGGCAAAGAUGGUGCAAUCAAACGAGGCUGCAUUGAAAUCAGCUGGGAUUUGAUUGAAAACAGAGUACAGCCGCGAUGAAAAGGCACUGGAGUAAUCGUUCCGCGUCCAGGUUACGGUUGAUCUUUGUCAAUAUCGUUAUGCAAGUCUGUGAUUCAGCUUUCAGUUGCACUGAUUGACUCAUUAACUGACUGUUUGCUCUGCUAGGGUUGUGUAAUGUUGCGUUACAGUGGAAGCAGAGGGACGGAGAUGAAUAAAAGAACUCCUGCAAAGCCUCAAUUGACUGCCCUCAGCCUUGGCAUUCAUACGACAGAUCAGGCUUUCUUUACAGUCAGAACUGAUUGGAGUCUUGCAGGAUUUCUACCCUGGUCAUUGCUCAAGCCAGUGGAUUAAAGGCUUGAAAGUAGAGGAUUUGCUUCAUUGUGUCUAUUUACUAUUGUACAGGAUUUUAAUGGGGAUAUUCCCAGCAGAAAUUAAAAGCAGCGUGCGUAUGUGUGUGAAUACGUUUCUUUGAAGGGUCAGGGGCGGGUUUAUCGCUCUCCUUUUUCCCAUAUUAUACUCACGUUAAUGAGCGAUUGGGGAGUGGUUUUGUCGAUGCGUUACCACGGCGCUGCAGGCCAAUAAUGAUCAAAGUGACGCCUCUCUAGUGCAAGCAUUAUUGAGCAGUAAGUAAAUAGCUUUGUUGUUUAUUAUUAGCUACAUGAUAGCAUGGCGCUAUCAAUAAGUCAUUAAGGACAUUGAUGAUCCUCGUGGUUCUAGAAACAAGUGGUUCCACUCAUGUUGCUUAUUUUUCAUAUUGACAGUCAAAUAUGCAAAUAUUUCCUCAAAUUUGCUGUGAUGACAGCAACACACUGACGUCACUCAUCUUGUUUUUCAGUCAGAUUAACGCAGUCCAUCAUCACAACAUGCAUCCGACUGGCUGUUCAUGCAUGUUUUAGGUGUGUUACCAUAGCAAUAUUUCCCCUCCUUCCCCAACCUCUUUUCAUUUUCUGUGUAUGUGUUCCCAUGGAAACUGACAAUUUUUUUAUUUUUUUUUUUCCAAGGCUUUGUGCACCAUUGGUCCCUUUGUCUGAAAUAGAACGGAAACCACAUGCUGCAGUGCACUGUGUGUCAAAACGGCAUUAGUCAUCUAACUGCACAGGGCCAGUGAAGUCAGCGGAGUGAUUAAUCUUUCCAGAGUAACAUCUGUCAAAUGAGAACAAAAAGAAACACAAACAAUGCUGAGAACCAUGGGUAAUUGGACGGAGGCUUUACAUAACAUUUGAAAUACUGAACUACUGGGAACUGACAGUAAAAAGGAGUGCAUAAAAUUGUGUUUAAAGCACUGUUUAAUCCUAAUCUUACGCCUCGUCGACAUCAUGAUAAUCAAAAGCAUCAUCAAUCUUGCCUAUGAUUCCUGAUGAGGGUCAGAUCCUGAAUUAAAUGGCGAGUACAGCAGCAUAAGUUCUCCUGGAGCACUCGCCAAAUUUCUUUUGGUCGUUUCUGCCUCUGCAUUUAACUACAAUGGGCUGUACUAAGCUAAUAGCUGUUGAAACCAUUGAUUAAAAGUUUAUCUAAUGAUUGUAAAUGCCAACUUAAUAAGUGAAAGUGACGUUUUCUAUGAUACAGUUGUUUAUCUUGGGCAAACCGCGCACUCAAAUCUCUCUUUGCAUUCUUUCACCUCCUUGUCUAACUCUUUUCUCUUGCAAAGCAUAUUCCUGGUUUAAACUGAUUUAUUUCUGCCCAUACCCAAUUGGAUUAAGUGGAGCAAACUGGCAGAAAAUACCAUUUGUUAAACUUCAGAUUAUCUGAUUAGAUCUGCUGGGUCAUUCCAGCAAACAUCAUGGGUGGGGAGUUUGAGAGGUCGAAUAAAUACAGGGGAAAACAGAUGAUGGCAGUCGCGUUGAGGCUUAGCAACGGGUUAUAUUUUGGAGACAAACAUUAAGGCGUUAAAAGAUUUGCGACGGUAGCUGCACGGCAGAUUUGUCUCAAUACAGGCUACGCAAACAGUGUUACAUCUCAAUAAGCAUUCACGUCACACUGGGAGCUAACAUUAUGAAUGCCUUGGUUGUUUCUUCCAGAGGCAUUCAGUGUUAUGAUGGCUUGACAUUUGUGAGAUGAGCAGCAGGGGAUACAUGAACGAAUGGAUCUGCGGCCGAGAAAUAUGUGAUCCCAUUAACCUUGACGGGCUGGAGUGUGACACUGGGAGUGUGGUUGUAACGGUGGAGUUAAUGAGCUGGAACUCACCAAUGGAUGACAUCAUAACCAAAUGAAUGACAAAUUACGGCAAAUUACUGUCGAUUUUUCAAGAUCAUUAAGAAUUUGCUGGAUGAUAUUUUCAGAAUGUAAGCAGUUUCCAAUUAUAGCAGUAGAUGUGAGCUUACAAAGAUAUUUCACCAUGACAAGAAGCUGAGGGAUUUGUUUCUGCUGAAGUUAGUUCCAAGUUGGACAUCCAAGCCUGGCCAGAUCUAUUUGGCUUCAGCUUGUUGAGAAUGAACAAGUGAUUUCAAUGUAGAUAAGGGGUUAAAUCAAAGAUGCAGACUAGCGCAGAUGGAUGCCGAAGCGGAAAAACACUGAAACAAACUUGGCGAGUGCUCCAGGAGAACAUAAGAUGAUGAAUCUGACUGAAAAUUGGAAAAGGGGACAUUCGAGUGUAGCUACAACAGCAUGUCUCCAGGAUGUAUGUUAAAUUUAGAUUUUUUCAAUGCUUCCUAGCCAGUUGUUGGACGUCUUGACUUGUAACACUGGAACAAAACCAAAGUAGCACAGGAGAAGUGGAAUCCCUCAAAGUGGGAGUGGUUUUGCAUGCAUGCUUCAUGGCAAAUAAAAGCUUGAUCUUUAAACAGCUUUGUGUCUCUCAUUUACCCCCCUUAUCUUUCGAAAAUAGCACAAAAAACACUGGUCACGGCCUUGGCAUUUUUGUGGGAAUUUGUGCUUUAAGUAACCUGUGGGAACGUUCUUGUCAUUCCAAGGGAACUACAGAAGAAUCUGUGGUUGUUAAUUUUGGUAAUUUGGACUAAAAGUACCUUUAUCUGACCAUUCAAGGCCAAAAGAUGUCUGUAUUACUCUACCAGACUGUUAUAAUAGAAUUUAAAUGUAUUAGAUAAUUACUAAAUGUGCAGUUAACAAAGGAGACAUACUUGUAAAAGUUUAGGGUCUCAUUUCAAUGGUUUUGGGGAGUGUUUUAAGUCCAUGUAGUGAUUUCCACUACAGUCAUGUCUGUUUUAAUGGUGUACUGCUUGGGGGCUUAUAAUAAAUAUCGAGACUCUACAGUUAUCCUCUAACAAAAAGCCACUUUGUCAAAAGUUAAACCCUGAAAGGCGAGCUCUUGGACAUCACAGUUUGUGAAUUUCAAUGGGCAUCACUACAGGUCUCACAGGCUUUCAGCUCAUUGUUGCCAGACUCCAGCAGUGGCACCAGGAAUUAGUCUUCCCCCUUCGCUCUUCUGUCAGCAUUCCAGGGGUUUCAUAGUUUGACACUCCAGAACUGAAGCUCAUCCAUCCCCUUCAGAGACCCCGCUGGGCGAAGCCAGCCUGACCGAACAGAGGCCUCCUAUUUAACUUUUCCAACUGUUUGUCUUUUCUUUCGCCGUGUGUGUAUGUACAUGUGCAUAUGUGUGUGCGUCCCCCUCAAGCUGUGUGUGAGGUCAAGCAGUAGGGAAAAGGGCCGACUCAGUCAGCGAUAAGGAAUGGCACACACAAGGGAACACACACAAAAAAACACACAGCUGGGCUGAAUAAAACGCUCUAUUAGAAAGGGCAACAUGCAACUUCUACCUGCUGGACCUGUUUACAGGCUCGGUCACACACAUGCACACACUCUCAGGUGGCUCUGUAGGUCGCCUGUAUCCACAUCUUGUUUUGCUCUUAUAACUGAAUAGCGGCUCUGUUGCCUCGGUGCACUGAGUGGGGUUAAAUAACAAGAGGGCUGACAGCGGGAGGAGUGAGUCAAAUAAAUUAGCGCCGAUAGAGGUCUGAUCAUUAAAGUUUAACAGAAAGACUUCAGUGUGCCACAAAACGAAAUACUCCUCAUCACACUUCGGCAAAUAUGGCUCAUUAGUUUGCUUUGUGAUUUAUUAAAGGACAAACAUAGUCCCAUAAAAUCUGUAUACAUGGGUGACAACUGAAUUUAGCGAGAUAAAAAUGAUACGUAACACCCUUUCCUUGAAAAGGGUGCUAUGAGUACCUGUAUCAGAUUGUUUCUUAUCAUAUUAUGUAAUUUUGUAUUGCAACUUAAAAGUACAGUACAGUAUCAUGCUUUAUCACAUUGUUCAUCUCUGUAUCGUAUGUUACCAUAUCGUUGUCCUAUUGUCACGUACCAUAUCGUAUCGUAUCACUUUCGUAUUGCUUUUGUGUCAUAUUGUAUCAUUUUAUCUCUGUACUGUAUCUUACGGUAUCAUUUCUGUGUCAUAUCAUAUCGUAUCCGUUUCAUUUCAUCUCUGUAUCGUGUCUUACGGUAUCGUUUCUGUAUCAUAUUGUAUCACUUUCGUAUAUCUUUCGUAUCAUAUUGUAUCGUUUCAUCUCUUUAUCAUAUCUUACGGUAUCGUUUCUGUAUCAUAUCGUAUCGUACAUUUUUCGUAUCAUAUUGUAUCAUUUCAGUUCUGUAUUGUAUCAUACAGUAUCGUUUCUGUAUCACAUCGUAUCAUAUCUCUUUCGUAUGGCAUUGUUUCAUCUCUAUAUCGUAUUUCUUAUCUUAUCGUUUCUGUAUUGUAACUCUUUCAUAUCAUGUCAUACUGAUCAGAUUGUACCAUACAGUUUCUAUACCUUAUCUGUAUCUUAUCUAAGAUAAGAUAAGAGAACUUAAUUGAUCCCUGAAAGGAAAAUUCAAUACCAUGACACCAUAUUGUACCAUGUUGUUUUGUAUUAUGUCAUAUCUGUAUGGUAUCUGUAUCAUAUGGUAUUUUGUUAUUGUAUUUCCCUUCAGGGAUCAAUAAAGUUCUUCUUACCUUGUUUAGCUUUAUUUGAUCAAUGUUUACUCAUGUCCAGCAAGAAUCAAUAAAAAUUGAUAUCCUUUAAAAAGCUGUAAUCGGUCAACCAUUAUUAGAUGUAUAUCAUUAUAUAUAUCAUGUAUAUUAUUACAUUGUGUUGUCCUGUGGGUGCAAAAAGUAUCAUAACAGAUUGUUUCUUAUCACAUUAUGACGACUCUGGUCUUAUCCAAGCUCAAGCAGUAGAUACAUUGAAAAUUAAUGAGCAGGAGAACUUCAGUAGUAAAUGUUCAGAAAGGUCAAUAUUAUUGAAUUUAAUUUUUUUUUAAAGAUACAAACUAUAGUGCUGAAUAUUUUUUCUCUGAUGUAAACUGAACAAAACCAAGAGUGCAUAAACACAGACACAUUAGAGUCCGCUUGUAAUCCCCUCUGUCUGGAUGAGGCAUUAGAUAAAUUGCAGCAGUGUCUCCUCUCCUUCUCUUCCCUCUCCGUCUUAACCUCUCCCUCUUCCUGACCUCUCCUCUCCGUAGACAUGGAGGAAUGCAUGACCACUGACUCAGAUGACUCGAAUGUUCAAAGGCGUCUCAGAAAUUCAUGAUGAUUCACUUUAAUCCAUCCCACCUUGAUCACAGAUUAAGCCAACGUUAGCUUGUCUAGGGAUGAAAAAUGAGCAUAACGUCUGCAUUCUAUACCCUACACCUCCUCCCCUUCGUGUGCUGUGCACUCUUAAUGUGAUUCUAUGCGCGCGAGGAACAUAUUGUGAAUCCAUCAGUUCAAGGCCACUCCAUGUCCUCACUUGCUCCUGGAAUGUAAAAAUGUCUUUUUUUUCCUGUGCACAUUUUAUUUCUUGGUAGGGUAAUUUAAUUUUAUACAUUUGGUUUGAGUUUGGUACUGUCGUAAAUACCCACAUGUUGUUUUUAUUCAGCUUUCUCAUAUUUAUCCUAUAAUUUUUAUGACUGUAAUUAUUGCUGGUGCUACAUCUUAUCGACUAUAAUCUUCCCCCUGCCCGUCAUUGAUUACAAUCAAGGGGAAAAAGCUUUUCCAAACUAUAAUACUCAAAGAAACGGACACCGAUGUUUUACCUUACUUGGCCUACAAAUGUUUUCUUUCCAGAACCAGAGACUGAACUGAUUGGGGAUUACCUCCCAACUUUGCAGUUUCUUUAGGUCCUCAGAACUCAUCCAUUUGCUUCUCUAGUUGCUAUUUUUCCCAUUUAGAGAUUUUGGGACAAGAGAUGUCACAAUAUCAGAUUUCAGUUUUCUCAAAAAACAUUCACCAGUGCAUUAAUUAUGGGAUAAUUAUGAAAAACUUAGGUGGAAAAACACUAUCAUUCCAAUCCCUAUACUAUGCCAAUGCCCCAAAUUGGUUCCACACUAUUACAGUAUCCCACUCCCCUUACUGAGCCUUCAUUGGGACCCUGAUGAUUAUUAUAACUGUAUAUAAUGCUCAUAAAUCCAUUAUGUGAUACCAUAACUGUAGCGGGUGUACAGAAUAAGGUAUUGAGUGGCCAAAUAAGUGCUUUCAUAGUUGGUGCCAACCAAAAGAAAAGAGCUUGAAGCAAGUGGUACUGAUAUUGGAUACCAUUUUCCAAGGUUUUCAAUUCAACUGGAUGUCCCAAAUGAGAACAUAGUCUCAACUGGGUCAGUCACUGGUUUUUCAGAGAUGGUGGUUGCCAUAUUUGAAAUACCAACUCUAGCUAACUUUUGGUAAACCGAAAAAAUGGGCGAAGAGUUGGAGCUGAGGAAAGUCUAUGGCUUCCUGGCAAACAGAUGCUUUCCAGUCAAUGCCUUACAGCCCUAAUUAUGCCAAAUGCGUCACAACUAGCUUCAAUAAAAUCAAAACAGACGUGUAAAAAUAAUCCACUUGUGUGGGAUUGUGAUGACAGGUCCAACUGGGACUCUUGGCUCCAUUUUUCAAUUCCAAAGGUUUCAGCUGAAUUUGAAUAUUUACACAAUCUUAGUUCCUCUCUUAGUUUUAUCAGCUUGUAAAAACAUCUUUUUUAAGUGUUUUGGUUUAGGCUGAUUUUCUCCACCCCCUCGUCUCCCCAUACCUUUGUGAAAUUUGAGUUUGUGAAACCAAAUUCACUUUAUUCAAACAGGGAACAAAAGUUUCUGUAUAUAUGUGCCAAAAUAUAUUCAAUUGUUUCCAUAUAACAUUAAGAUGCAUGAUCCAAUGCCUUGUCUUACACUUUUUACGUCAUUUCUUUACCUCAGGGUGAUUUCACCUGGAGCAGCCUGUCGGGGAGGAGCGUGCGACUGACACCAGUUGCUAUCCAGAGCCUAUCGGAGCUGGAGAGGGCCAAGCUGCAGGAAGUGGCCUACACUCGUUUACACCAAGACUAUGACCUUGGAUGUCAGAUAACCAUACCAAAAGGUGGGAAAAAAGUGCUGUGAUGCAUGUUGCAACUCCCCCACAUGUUAAACAGAGUUACAUAAUUUUUCAUGUUUGUUAGUUCUGGUUGGGUGGAAUUUACUGCUUCUGCAAACUUCAGAUGGCGUCAAGCUUUCAGGGCACUAACAUUUAUGUGGCUGUUAACUGUGACAAAACACAUCUGUGAUUGGGUUUGGAACUUUUCCAUGCUGCAUUUGAUAUUCCUAACUGGCUGGGCUACUUUCAAGUGGCCCAUAAAAUAAAGCCGACGCUCCAGCUUCUGACCACAUCCUCCUGUCAUGCCUUGAGUGUAUCUAAGGAAGUCAUGUUGGGUGUAUGUUUGGGGAAGUCGUGACAACACAUGGGCUUGGAUAUAAACCACUUCACUUUAGGAUCGGGUGCUUCCUGUUGGACGUGGUAUCUGUUGAACCCCCCCUCUCCUUGUCGCAACACGUGAUUCCUUUUCCGCUGCUGCUAAAUUUGACCACAGUCUUCACCCAAAAUGUCGUGUAAACUCUAUUAAAAAGUGUUGUUCCUGUGGGUCUGAACAACAAAGCUAAACAACUCUAAUGAGGGUUUGGAAAAUGACUGAAUUAGGCAUCAAAAUAAAGCAGAAAUGGGCCGAGCUCUGCACGCAAACUGGUGGUUUCCCAGUGGGCCCGCCCUUGCUAAAAAUGUCUCCUUGCAUCAGGAGUUAGGGUUAGAUUGAAGGGAAAUACUCCCACUUAAUGCAGAGUGGGCAACUUGCAAUUCUGUUAGGAAACUAAAAAUAAUAGUGGAAUGAUCAACACGUGCUUAAGUGAAACUUUCUUUGAAAUGGGAAGAACACUGGUCCACUUUUAGAAAUCCUACAAAAUACAAAAAAGAAGUUUUGAACAAGUACUUUUUGAAGUAAAGAGGUGUUUAAAGCAGAAAAAAAGUGUAAUUAUCCCACAUUUUAUGCCCUGUUAAGCUGCAAAAGUUUUACACGUGCGCAACUCAACCCUUAAGACUUCUUGUUCUUGACCUUAGGUGACAUUAUCUUUCAAAAGCUGCUUCCAGAGCUAGAGGAAGAGCAGACAUCCUACAGUACAACUAAUUUCACAAGAUAAAGUGACACCAAGCGCCCACGGCAGACAUCCGUCAUUGUGUAGCCCUCUAUUCUGGUUUAAUAAUAGCCUGUUGUAUUUGAAGUUCUGAGUGCAUAGACUCAUAGAUGUUGAGUCUAUUGGAAUUGAACCCCCUACUUAUUACGAUCCAUAAACUAACAGUAUCUUUAAAAAACAGGAGACCACACAGAAAUAGCAGGCUUUUCUUUUCGGAGCCCUUCUGGUUUAAACACUCUUGGUUUUGGUAACCUAACCAACGAACUUUCUUGUUUACACAUCGUCUGCUCAUGUUGUAAACUUCGUCCUGCCUUACCAAACUUCUUCAAGUGAUUCUGCUUCUUUUUCAGACCUUAAAAAUGUCCUUUUGCUUUUGGCGAGCCUCUGAAAGAACGGUUGAUGAUGCAAGCUAUCCACAUUGUAAAGCGUUUGUUUACUACACUGUAUAGGAGAAGAAACGCUGUCAAAGCUGCAGUAUAGUGCAGCCUGUGGAUUAUCCCAGGCCUUGCAUUCCAGCUGAAGGUUAAACCUCUCCCCGGCAUGAUUUAAUACGUACUUGUCUGUGUUGCUUAUGAAUUCCAGAGCCCCUAACGGCCGCCAUGUGCUUGCUAGGGGAAUAUUUCAACUGGUGUGUAUGAGAGAAGGCAAGAGAGCGUGUGUGUUAUUGCUAUUUCAGCACCGUUAAUGUGGGCGCUAAAGCCCCGCUGUUCCUCAUAUUUAUCUGGGUGCUAGGGGUCAUGUUUCCAGUGUUUCUCCAAAAGCAAGGAAAGGGUUUAUGGUGAAAUAGAGCCUGAUAUAGACAAAGGGUGUGAUGAGAAAGAAGCAGAGGUUCAUCAGUCUGGUUGGGAGUUGGACUGGGGAGGUUUUGGAGGUUCGGGGGAUUUCCGUACGGCUUUGGGAGCCAUCUGUCAAAAAUCCAAACCAUUUCCUAUCUCUGCUUCUCCCUCCUCGCUCUCUCUCCGCCUUUACUCUCCAUCAUAACAUCUGCUUUCUUUCUCCAAUGUCUCACCCCCUCCUCACUGAUUCCCACCUAUUUUUCACUCACUUUUUCUCUGCCGUUUUCUUCACCACUUGGACUUUGAAGGACAUGACGCUUUUAUUAUAAAUCUCCUCAGCGGCUAUAAAUUGACAAUCAACCAAAUGGCACCAAUCUGGAACUUGUUCAGACUUGUCAGGAAAAAAACUUUUGACGAAUGUCGAAAUUGAACCUGCGUAGCGAAGCAACAGGCAAAUGCAGCCAUCAAACAUAGAUUGGGAGUUGGAUAGAGUUUCCUGAGUGACUCAUUUGAUGCAGCAGAAGGAACAUCUGUGGGUUCAAACUGAGGCUGCUCCACUAUUACACCGAUGCAAGACUCUCAGCAUGGGUCCAGAAUGAUCCCUACAAAGUUGAACUUGGAUACCAAAAACCAAACACAACAAAGUAAGCGAACGAUAGCAUCAAAAGCUGCUAAAGUCUCACAGACUGACAUCCUGGCCCCCAGACGAGAAGUCUGAGACUUUCAAGUUGCCUGAGCCAUGAUUUCCAGAUCUUCCUGAUCAUUAAUCAGGAGUCAUUCAUCAUGUGGACAGCUGACAAAGUGGCCUUCCUUCUUUGAGUGCACCAAAAACCCAGAUCUAAAGUGCUUACAUAUGCAUAUAAACUUUCCUGUUAGAUCAACAUUUGCUCUUUAGAAAUUCAAGUCUUGUUUCUGAUUCAGGCAGAUCAAAUGUCUUUGCCUUCUAGUUUGCAAACAGAGCUUGUCAUCUUGUUAAACCAUGUUAGUACUGUAGUGUUGAGCUAGCUGGCAGCAGUAUCAGAAACACCUCAGGGAUAGCCUCAAAUAUAGCGUCAGUUUUUAUUAGUAUAUCAGUUAAAGCACCAUUACAAUUCGAUAAUUCAAUAGUCUCCCAAAUAUUUGUUCUUCUUCACCAAAUCAGAAACCUACAUAAUAAAACAAUAUAUUAUGACAGCAACAUAAAUAUCAUCAUUGUAAUCAGAAUCAGUAUUUGUAUAAAUAUCAAUAUUGGUAUCAGUGUUAGUAUUGGUAAUAGUAUCAGUAGUGUUGGUAUAACUGCCAGUAUUGGUAUUAUUUAUUUUUGGGGAUGAUCAAUAUUAAAAUCAAUACUGGUAUCUGUAUCAGCAUCAGUAUCUGUAUCAUUACCAACAUAGUUAACAUUGCUAUAUCAUAGAUAACAAUAUCCUCAGAAGAACUAAUAUCUCUAUCAGUAUCAGUUUUGGUGUCAGUACCAACUUAGAUGCCGAUAUCCUUAUAAGAACUAGUAUUUCUAUCAGUAUCAGUAUUGUUAUCAGUACCAGACUUGUUAACAGUAGCUGAAUCAUUGUUAUCAGUUUUGCUAUCUGUAUCAGUACCUGCAUCAAUAUCAAUGACAAUAUCAUAAUCUACAAUAGUAUUAGCACAAGUGUAAGUAUGAGUACUGACACCCGAAUCAGUAGAGGCAUCAGCACUGGGACUUACCAUUAUCGAUAUGCAUGUUAGUAUCAGUAUCAGUAGCAGUGCCAAUAUCAUUACCAUAUCGGUAUCAGGACAGGUCUCAGUGUUGAUGUCAAUAUCAGUACUGGUCUCAGUGUUUUGAUCAGUAUCAUUAAUACUACAGAUAUCAAUAUCGUUAUCGGUAACAGAGUCAUUAUCAGUCGCGGUAUCAGUAUUGAUCACAGUUUUGGGACUGUAGCCAUAAUUAAUACCAAUACUGAACCAGUAUCAGCAUUUGUAUCCAUGUUACUGCCUGUACUAGUGUGAGUAUCAGUUUCGGUAUCAGUAUCGUCAGUAUCACCAAUAUAAAAAUAUAUUUGUAUCUGUGUUGGUAAAAAUAUCAAUAAUAGUAUGAGUGUUGAUAUCAGUAUUGGGAUUGUAACUGCUAGUGAUAUUGAUAUAUCAGUUUCUGUAUCAGCGUUAGAAAAUAAAACACGGUAACAAACAUCUCUACCUGUGAGCUCUGACCACAGAAGGUAAUUGAUCAGUUUAGUAAUUUUAGGAACCAAAACAUAUUUUUCAAGAGAAACCUGGUCAAAAAACCCAAUAAAAAGUCAUGUAAGCAUCACAGGACCUUAUCUACCCCAAGAAAAGCCGAUACACACAUCAGCUUGUGCAGAUAAACAAAUUUUAGCCACUUAACACAAUCAUCUGCUGACUAAUACGAGAGCCGACCCUGUCUGACAUUUCAGCUAAAUGGAUUUGAGUUCAUAGACAGGUUUCCCCCUGUGCUUAAUCUGGGUCUGCAUUCCUGAUGAAAGCUUAUUAGAUAUAUGCGAGAUAGGACACUGCAGAUAUGGAAACCAUUUGCUACACAUGAUUUAUUUUCUUGUUUUUUUUCCGGCACAGAUGGACAGAAGAGGAAAAAGUCGCUGAGGAGGAAGUUGGACUCGCUUUCCAAAGAGAAGAAUAAAGACAAAGGUACGCCACGUUCUUUAAACUCAAGCUCACAGGGGUUUCUUUCUCCUCCUCUUUUUUUUCUCUUGCCUUGUCACAACUCUAAACACUGCUGUCUCCUGGCAGUGAGACAGAAGGCCAGUCUGUGGUCUCCGCCCCUCAGGCAGGUGAACAGAGAGGUUAUAAAAACAGUUUCUGUUUACUGGGCUUUGACAGUUUAUAUUUAGCUUAAGUAAAGGGACUCCUUGUAAGGGGACUGGCUCUGAGAAGCAGUCACUCUGCUGCACUAAGUCAAGAAUAUUUGCCAAAAAGAAAGAAACAUCUCAAGUGAGUGCAAUGGCAGAGAAGUUGGGAGAUAAACUCCCUUUUAUUAUCAAAGAAAGCUGCUGAUCUCAGGCCUUGAGUGAGAUAAAUAUAUACAGAAAAUGUCAAAAAUGACUGCACUAGAGCAGAAUUUUGCUUAGGCAAAGCUGUUUUUAGCUAAUACCAACUGCCAUGCACACUGGGAUCCAGACAGUUACACACCUGGGGUCUUUGCUGCUGCUGCUCUCCCUGCCUUGUAUAAGCAUAAUGAUCUGUUUGACUACAGUUGGGGAGGUGUACUCUACCCUCUUCAUCCUCAUUCCACACUGCAUCCACACACUGCCAAUUAUAACCAACUACAUGCAAAUAAAUAGUUCUCUCUGACUAAAGUUGUCCUUACUCAAAUGUAGCUGUUGUGUAACCAUUAUUAGAAAAAUACCUCAGUCAGAUUAUUUCAGUUCUAUCUUUGCCAGCCUUGUAAUUAUUACUAAACGCUGUGAAAAGUCCCACAAACAGCUGCUAAGCCUUGAGUGUAAUAUUGGAAAUAUGAUCUGGCUGUUAUAGUAUGCUACAGCUGUGAUGUCUGGGAAUAAUUCACAUGCCUUAACCAAACUGAAGUGGAUAUUUUCUACAGCAACUGCGGCAGCUGGUAGUAUAUUUGCCCGUAACCUAGGGCAUACAGUUGAGGAAUUUCAUGAAGCAAACUUCCAAAACAAAGUUCUCUCAGAGUUUUAUAUGUUAUAUAACAUAAAGGAACUCAGGAUUCGUUUAUGACAGCUAGAACUCACCGUUUUCCCUCCUUCUACAGUACAUGUCUGGCUCUGCUCUUCCUAAGCAGAUGGCUCAGAUGGAAAUGUGGUCGAACCUGCCAAAUUGGUUCCAAGUUUAAUUUACUCCCAGGGUUCAUGAAAAAAAAUAAAUACCUCACUGUUUUGCUUUGACACAAGCCUGUCUUUUUGUUUUAUUCAAAGAGAACAUUGGGUACAAAGAGUGAAUUGCAUUAUCUAAGGUUUUGCAACAGACCUUAAUUAAAUUCUACGUGCAAAAAUCCGAUAAUAAUCUACUAUGAUCUGAUUAUCUAAACAAUUGUUUGGAAGUGAUUUUUCGGCCCAUGCAGCAAUUUCCACUACUGAGCCAUGUCUACUUUUACUGCAGUCCUUCAGAUCACAACCAUCCAGUAUUGGCAUUAACAUUUUUCAGUUUUAAUAUGAGCAAUCUAGUAUUUGCAUAUCUUUAAUUGUGUGCCUAGAAAAGUUUGAUGUCAAGAGAAAAUCUGAACAUGUCAAAUCUAUACAACUUGGAGGCUGCGGGCCAGGAAAACAUCGAUUUAUGAAAAUCUGAUAUGACUUAAUAAAAGCAGCCAAGCCGCGGAUGUUCUUUGCAGUGCUGUACAUACGAUUGGCAAUGAGUCGCACAUUAUGUGAUCCAGAUUGUAUAAAUGUGGAUGGUUUUGCGCAGGUUACAUAAGCCCGUGUUGAUGUUGCAAGGCUACAGAACAAAUUCAUUGUGUCACAGUGUUAGCGGUCGUGUUGUUCGUGAACCGCAGAGCUUCACUUGUGGUUGUGGAAUGCAUUUUGCUUUCUCUCCCUCUAUUUCCCCUCGCCUCUUGCCCACACACAUAUCCACCGAGCAGCUGGGCUGUUUUUUUUCUCAGCUGUUGGCUACAACGCUGGGAUUCCAACAGAAAAUAUAGUCCACGGUGGCCCGGCAUGACAUCAUCCAGCCCUGCUUGUACCUACAACAAGCCCCGAGUUGAUUGCAAUUCUUCUGUGUAAACUUUUGCUUAGCUACGUUGCUUGCAUCUCCGUGCCAAAACAAACUCCAUCCUGCCUCUCGUCAUUCUGUAAAUCGAGUGGAAAUGAAUACAAAGCAGCUAGAUAGCAUGUUAGCUGUGAUGUGUCAGUGCUGAGGCUUCUAAAAUCAGCCUGCACGGAGAACUAGACAUUGCUUGCGGUUGGGAAUCAUCAAAGUUGUGCUAUUAUGGUCAAGAGGGCUUAAAUUAGUGGUCUGUCAAAGCUUAAACUUUCUUUCUGUGAUGUCUUAUUUUGGAAAACAGAUGUUGUAGCGCCGUUAGAGUUUUACUGACAAAGUAAAUGUGUUAAGAGGCUUUUAUCAGAGAGUAAUAAAGAGUUUAGGAGAUGUCUUUGAAGUUCUUCCUGAGGGUUCACAUAGUUAAAGAGCUAAUUUUGGAGCCUUGUUUUCUGCUUUCAUUAUUUAGUUUCAUUAACUUUCUUGUCAUUCCAAUUUUACCCAAAUCCCUGUCCCUUCCUGUCUUCAUUUCCCUCUCUUUCUUCCUCCUCUUUCCCCCUCUGCCUUUGUCCCCUUUGUAUCCCAGAAUGCAUACCCCAGGCCUUUAGUAUACCGCUGUCCCAGGUCAUCGCCAAUGACAGAACACAUAGGCAGCGACAGGACGGCUAUCGCCAAGACCCGCCACAGCGUGAGGAACACAAGGACUCCUCUGACCUUGUAUCGUCCAUUAUACAGGUCAGUUUACAGAUUUAUUGAAUCAGAAAAAUUGUGCUUUAUGAGCCAAAAACCUGAUCCAUCUCUGGGGUUGUCCACCCUGCAGUUCGCCACUAAAAGGCCCUCCAAUAAGGAAUUAUCAAGCAGCAACUCGUCUUUGAGCUCUACAUCUGAGACAGCCAAUGAGUCAACGUCACCCAACACGCCUGAGGCUGCACCACGAGCACGCAGGAGGGUAAGACAAAGCCGUGCUUAAUCCUAGUCUGAGCUCGAGACCAGGAAUUGGUUGUUUUCUUUAGUUUAAACCAUCUGCAUACAAUGUGCUUCCAACCUACAGGGAGGCAUGUCAGUAGACUCCAUCACAGACCUGGAUGACAACCAGUCCCGUCUGCUGGAAGCCCUGCAGCUUUCUCUGCCCACUGAGACGCCGAGUAAAAAGGAAAAGCACCGGGACAAGAGGCUGAGCCUCAAUCCCAUUUACCGGCAGGUGCCACGGGUGGUCGACAGCUGCUGUCAGCACAUUGAAAAAUACGGUGAGCGGCUGUUCUCUGGUGCUACUUUAAUAGAUCUUUGAGGUAAUUUUUGGCUGUCAUCCUGAAGUUUUGGAGUUUGUUUCCAUUUCUACUCAGGUUUGCAGACUGUGGGGAUCUUUCGAGUGGGAAGCUCUAAGAAAAGAGUCCGACAAGUGAGUGAUUUUGAUUAGACACAAAGAUACUGGAAGGUUUCUCUUAGCUUUUCCAAUUUAAAUGGAACGUUUUAAUGGCUCAUUCUUCACAUGUCUUGGCUAGUCCAUGUGGAGCCUCUUUGGUAAGUGAGGGUCCUAAAUGUGUCUUCCCAAUCAGACUUUUGUAAUACUUUACGGACCCUGCCAGACUCGGGACAUUUGGGCUGGGUCAUGAUUUGUAUUGCCGCUAACUACUUAGGGGUACAGUAUAGACCUGGAGGGAACCAUAUCAACACAGCUUGGUUGAUCCAUGUGGAGGAUUCUCAGAAACUGAGGACAAAGUAGACUACGCCCUAUUAUUGUAUUACCACUUGGUCAUCAGUAAUAGAUCAUGAGCCCUAAAGUGAGCAGUUAAGGGUCCUACAUCAACAGAUUUUGGCUGAACCAGUUGGAACCCUUUGGAACAUUGGGGCUAAAAAGUCUUGGCCAUGGAUAUGUACUACCAGUGGUUCUAGAUUACAAUAAUAAGGUCCCUAUAUAAACAUAUGGAGCCUCUCAAUGGCCCAUAAUAACAAAAUAGCCCCAAACUGUCCACUUUCAACCAAUUCUGGCCCACCACGAGUUUCCUAUUUCAUGUUCACGUAAUACUGAACAACCCACGUCAUUUCCAUCCUCAUCAAACCAACUGCUUAUUUCACUACUCUGAUUUCCUGAAGUAGCCUCUCAUGUCUUUUAACAACAAACCAGAGUCUAUAUUUGCAGAAUUUGGAAUGACUAAUGUGUUCAAUGUCAUUCACACUUUCUUUUCAAACCAUGGCAGUCAACAGCAACAAAGAAAACCGCCUUGCCAAGAAUAGACUGUGAGAUAAACAACACUGUUUAUCCGAGAAAGUGUUUUUGUGAAGUCAAACGUGCUAAAACUUCCUCUCUAGCUGUUGCUACUGUUUUCAUGCAAUGGAUAUUUCAGUCAUCUCUAAUAUCUAGUUCCAGUGAAUACAAACAAAUAUGUUAUUAGUAUUGAUAUUCAUUAGUAAGUAACGUAAAUAUGAUGUUCAAAUGAUGUUAUCUUGAUAUUUCUAAACCCCCUCUUCCUCUCUUUCUUUUUUCUUCCUUCCUCUCUUUCAGCUUCGUGAGGAGUUUGAUCGCGGCAUUGACGUCCAGCUGGAUGAAGAGCAUAGCAUUCACGAUGUGGCAGCUCUGUUGAAGGAGUUCCUCAGAGACAUGCCGGACCCUCUUCUUACCAAGGAGCUCUACACAGCCUUCAUCAACACCACAUGUAGGCAUCGCCUUCUUCUCAUCUUUUACUCCUUUUUUUAAUUUCGUCUUCUAAUGAAUCCAUCCUGACCUGUGUUACAGUGCUGGAUUCCGAUGAGCAGCAGAUUGUUAGUCAGUUGUUAGUCUACCUGCUCCCAGCAUGCAACAGCAACACCCUCCAUCGCCUCCUGGAGUUUCUGUCCACUGUGACCGACCACGCUCAAGACCGGCUGGACAAAGACGGACAAGAGGUGAGCUCCAGCUUUGACAAAACAGGAAAUAUGAUUCAGGGAAACCUUCAAAUGAAUCCAAAACCAAGGUCUCAAAUAAGGACAAGAAGUCCAAAAACAUCCAAAAGGUUGUUUUGCUUUUAGUCGCCCGCAAACACGUGCAAACCCUGUCCUUGUGUUUCCACCUCAUUUGGAGGAAACUAGCACUGGAGUGAUAAGAACCACUCUGAGUGGUUUUGUAUUUCUCCAGGCCCAUUAGGCCUGAAACAGCACAAAUCAUCUCUUUCCAUGUUUUUCACAGCUCUAGUAAAGACAGUUUGAUGCCUUUUUAUGGCGCUAUAGUGAGAUAUCUGAAAUCACGGGAGCUGCCGUUCACCAGACCUAAAAACCUUGAUCUUCCUUGUCUGGGGUAUCACUUUUUUAGACAUCUGAGAACCGUUCAUGGAAGAGUGGAUAAUGUUGUAAAUAAGGAAGAGAGUGAGGAAUGACAUGGCUUAACCUGAGGCUGCGAAUUUGAGGACCGCAACAGGGCGACGUGCUUAAUAGCAGACUGCUUGUUUAGCUGUCCCAGUGUAAGGGCUGCAGUCUUUGGAGGACCAAGCCUUCAAAAGGACAUUGAGUUUGAGGGACCCAACUUUUGAGGGACCUAGUCUUUGAAAGCCCCAACUUUUGAGGCUGACGCUUACAUCCUCUGUCCUUACGCAAAGUGCCACUCUUGUUGCUCAGCUAAUGACUAUUUCUGGUGUUGAUUAUUAAGUUGUAUUUGUCUUUCAUGAUAGAGAUAAAAAAAUAAGGUUGUUUGUUCUCCUUAUAGCUUCAGCACCAGAGUAUUUAUUCUCCUUUGAGUGGACACACCAAACUCAAAUUACUGUAAUUGACUCCUGAACCACGGACACAUGGACUCAAGCAUGUGUGUGAGAAGAGAAACUUCACUUAGGUGUGAAUCUCGCCUCUCUAAGGGAAUGUUUUCCUCGAAUGUGUAUAUGUGAGAGAAGCAGAGGGUGUGUUUUGGCAGGUUUAUGCACAGAUGGAAGUAUGUUUUGUUGUUUCUGCGUCCCUUCACGACUCAGCGGCUGCGGUAUCUGCAUCUGAGAUCGUGACGGGAAGUAGGAGCUUUUCGCACUUGGCAAAAAGAAACACUUAAAUACUUUCAGCCACGAGUGGAUCCCAUCUCUCCUCUGGGACUGGGAGUGGUAAGGGAGGAAACUGGGAAAGAAUCAGAAAAAUGAAGUGAUCACUGAAAAUGUUGUCCAUACGCUGAGGAGCUUGUAACUUCAGCUGCUAGCUGUGUCACAGGAUGCAAAGCAUCAGCCAGCUCUCGAGGAGACGGAUUCAGCUGUAACACUGCAACACUUUUAGCGCUAACAAACCCCAUGUGCUUGAGUGACAAAACCAGAGAGGGCAGACGUGACAGGGAUACAGAAUGGUCGGGGGAGAGGUGAGAAAACAACAUGAGAGGGUGGAUAGAGGAUGGAGAUGUAAGAAAGGACUGGACAAGACAGGAGAGAUUAUGAGUCAGAAGAAGGGAGAGGAAAUAUCUCUCGCAGCAGAACACUGACGUUGUUUCUGAUUCAUAAUUCCAUUUUUAUCAAGCUAAAUGCUCUCCGACGCUGAGAUUUCUGACAAUGUAGACUGUAUGUACAAAGAUCCACCAGAGUCCCUUAAAAGAUCCGUAACAGUAUCUAUCAGUCAUUCCUGCUUUUGUGGCCACGACUGCAAGACUUCUAGGAAUGUUAUCGUCCUAAAAAACUACUAUCAUGAUCUGAAUAAAACAUAAUUUAAAGAAUAAUCAUAUGCAAAUGAAGCACUUCUAUUCAAAGAACAUAACAAUUAAAAUAUCAUGCAGUCUGCUGGAUGUAAAACAGCUCUCUUAGAGAUCCAGAUGCUUGUUAUUUUGAGACUUAAAGCUCUGUGGCAACAAGUUUAAACGCUAUUCGGCUGUGAUUUUAUGUCUUCAUACUAAAUACUUUUUUUCUCUAAAACAACAUUAUAAUUAGCGAGUCUAAUUUGGCGAGUCUUCCCCAUUUUCUAAUGAGAACACACACCGCAAAUAGCAAAUUUAAAAGCAUGAAUGGUGUUCCUCAUACAGCUAAACACCCUUAAAACUAGUCAAUGUUUUGUGCUACAAACAGAAACCAAACAACUUCCAGUUCUUACAUCUGGUCCUGCUCUUGUUAACUCUGCAUUUUUAAUGAAUGCCAACCUCUGGGGUUAAAAAUAAAACCAAUGUGGUGAGUUGGGGUCAACUGGUUGAUGGUUUGGGCCAAUAAGUGGGCCGAUAUUCAGCAUUCAAGGAUAUGAAACAAGGUUUAUAUGUUGGAGUGCAAUAAUCUAAGCUUUAAAUUGUGACAUUAGCAUUAGUUCCAAAAAUCAGUUCUUGGUCCCAUGGACUACUCAUUAUCAAUAUUGACCCUGAAAAAUCUGUAUUGGUCGACCCCUGUCCAGGUUCUUAAAACUCACUUAUUCGAAUUCCUCUGAUUUAUCUUUCCAAAUGCAGAUCACUGGGAACAAGAUGACAUCGUUGAACCUGGCCACCAUCUUUGGCCCGAACCUGCUCCACAAGCAGAAGAGCUCGGACAAAGAGUUCAGUGUCCAGAGCACAGCCCGGGCGGAGGAGAGUACAGCCGUCAUUGCAGUGCUCCAGAGGAUGAUCGCCAGCUACCAAACCCUCUUCAUGGUCAGUAACCCUUGCUUCCGCCACUGAAUCACUCACUCCUCCGCUAAACACGUACUUUCCCUCUAGGAUUCUUGUGUGGGCUUAAGGUAAGAUGAUCCCUCUUGGCUCAGCAGACAAUGGUUGGGUCUUUGUGAAAAGAAAACAGACUCAUAAAAGAGACAAUAAAGAGAGAAAGCGGGGGAAACAAAGACAAUUCAAGAUGACAAGCGGAUGACGACUGUUUUUUGGACAAAUCAUACCUGAAUUCUUUUGAUAACAUUAUAAAAAGAUAUAAAAAAAAGGUUGAAUCCUGCCAGCUGGCUGACAAAAACAAUGAGUGCCCUUCACUGAGGUUGUUAAAGUUUCUCUUUCCAAAAUAAAAGCAGAAAAUUCAAGCAUGAAAUCCUUCUCGUGGUGUCAGAAGAGGGCACGAUUUUGCACGGAUUAACGCCUCAUCAGUUGCUUUUGUUCCUCUUUGUUCUCAAACAGUGCAGACAGGCAGUUCAGGUCACUUUGGGUCCGAAACCUUAAACCAUGAUGUUUUGUAAUCUGCCACUGCCAGUCCCCCAAGGCUCACAUUCCUCCUGUAAGCCAAUAAAGACGUAUUAAUCACAUAUUGUGAAGUGGGCAUGACUAGCUCAGCCUUCCUGAGUGAAAACAGAUUUGUAGGUGGUUUCAAGUUCCGUGAAUGAUAUCUGAAAGUUGUUUCGUAACACGCUUAUGUUUGGCAAACUCUGCUAUCAAAGCAAUUGAGGAUUAAAAUCUGGAGUAGAAGGUGUCUGGCAAGUUUUCAUAACUCCUAUCCAAAGGUGUCAUGAGUCCAAACGUAGAUACUGAAAUUUUUCCACCGUAAAGCCUUUGUGUAACUAUUUACAGUGAAUCUGAGACUUAUUAGAGGGACACAACUCCAGGUCACGAUACAAAAUGGUUUUCUAUGAUCUAUUGUCAAACAUGAAAUCUCUGUGGUGACAUCCCCAUUAAUUUGUUUCUAGCAAGUCUCAGUUUCACCGUAAAUGGUCAGUGUCAUGAAGGUGCAUUUUAACGAAUCAGAGGAAAAUGGCGAGAAAUUUCAGCAACCAGGAAAACAAGAUUCAUUUCCUGCAGCUUGCACAUUUGGUGGUAGAACAUAUAGGAAUAGGGAAGAAUGGGGUACAUUGAGCCACCCCCUGUUGCUUGGAAAUGGUAAAAUAAAAAGAUCAUGUGACCAAAUAUUUAGGAAAUCUAUUUAGGAGAUUUCCAAAAAAACAUUUUUCACUCUUGAAAGUGAAUUUAGUCUGUCAUAAGUUUUAUUAGAAUUGUGUUCAGACCAAAAAAAGAUCAUUUUAAAUUUAUUUUAUACAUCAAUUGUGGUAUCUAUGAGCUACAACAUGAGGUCAAAAACCUAGAAUAAAAGUCCACCAUUUUAGCUUAGAGGACUAAUAAAUUCUGUUUGGGGUUCUGGGGUAAGUUGAGCCAGUAUCUCAAGUGAGAAAGUAAAGAAGUCUGAUGAGAGGAUCAGAGUUUCAGUUCAGAUUGUUGAAAUGUUUUACUUUUUCUUUUCUAAAAUACAGCUGUGAAUGUUCUGAAUCACUUUAAGUUAUUCUCAUGUUAAAAUGACUUUUUACAAAACAGCUUUUUAGCAGUCAUAUCCAAUAAUAAUAAAAAGAAUUAUUGUACCAGUUGAAAAGCGUAAAAUAGAUAAAAAUAAACAUGAAUGUGAAGAAGUGACUGUUAUUUAGGGAGAAAGAAGGUGAGGGAGGGCUGGGGUGCAGAGUGGGAUUCAACUUACCCCAUCCACGGGGUAAGUUGACCAUAGGAGACCACUUUUUUUUGGCAUGCUAUAUUUUCAAGACAGUUCUGUUGGUGCAGAGAUGCACAAAAUCUUGAAAUAUAUGCAGAUUCACUAGUUAGAGACAAAACUAUGAUUGCCUUGAUGUAGUGAUACGAAAUAUGAAAAGUUGCUCAUCUUACCCCACUCUCCCCUACAUUUAUUUGUAUUCUAAAAGUUUUGUAAAUGACAUAAAAUCAAGAAGAUUAUGAGAAAUGAAUGAAAAAGUUUGAAACCAGAAGUUGGGUUUUGGUUUUAUCCAAGGCAACAAGUGGAGUUUAAUUCAAACCAAGUACACUCUGAUGUCGUGUCCAAGUUAGUGUCCCUUGUGAUGACAAAAAAUGAUUGCCACCAGAUCCCUCUCUUAGAAAAGUUCAUGACCUUAGUAUGAAGUUGUUUUAAGCAGCUUCAGUUCAUUUGAGUGCUUAACUCUCUAAAUGUGAUCCAACAUAUUGCACAAAAAGAGUCCAAAGAUAGAAAACUUUGUCUUUGUCUUUUAGGUGCCUCCUGAUCUGCAAAAUGAGGUUUUGAUGAGUCUUUUGGAGACUGAUCCAGAUGUGGUGGACUACCUUCUGAGAAGAAAAGCAUCACAGUAAGAUUCGCUCAUCAUUUGCUGCGUGGUUUUCCUGCUGCUUCCGCCUCUGCAUCUACAUGUUUCGGCUCUAUUUUUGUCCCCGUUUCACCGCAGGAGCCCUGACAUGCUGCAGACAGAGGAGCCCUUUACCCUGAGCGAGCGCCGCUCCUCCAGCGACUCCAACAAGGCGUCCAGCGGGGAGGUGUCCCCUUAUGACAAUAACUCGCCUGUACUAAGUGAGCGGAGAGGAGAACAGGGAAGUCCGGGCAGCGAGCAGCUCUACCGCGUCCCAGAACACUUCACUCUGCCCGGAGCUGACACUUGGGGUAAUAAAGGUGAAACAAGGCGCUUCCUAACUUCACUCAAAUUGUUUUUUGUCGUUUGUUAGACUUUGAUUUCUACUCAUUUAUGUCUGUGUAACAACAUGUGAAGAAACGUAGAUCUGUUUGGUUCUUUCAGACUCAGUAUCAGAGGAGCAUACGAACAUUUGGGGGACUUGGCACACUACCUUGAAACCAGCACUUAAGGACCAGCCAUACACAGGUAAAAAUGAAGUGCUAGUUUGGCACAGUUUUUGUUUCGAAUAGGUCUCAGUUUCACUGUUAAUUUUCACCCAAGGGCAAGACUUCCUACCACCUAUCAUUAUUUAAAGUUUAAUCAGCAAAUUUAAAGUGAGGUGAAAUUCAUCACUCUGUAUUAUACAAUUGUUUUUGGUUGAUUUGAAUCUGGCGAGUCCUAGUUUCACUGUUACUAAGCACUAGCACACACCAAAUAUGCCCUUUUUUAAAUCUUUGUUUCAGCAGUUCAGGAGGCAACUAUAUGAUCAAGUCAAAAUGAGCUGAAAUUUUCCACUUCAAUAAAGGUUAGCCAUUCAAAGGUUAAUAUUUUUUUGGUGAGUCUCAGUUUGACAGUAAAAGUUGCUCACACAAAGGAAAUACUACCUCAAGCCUAUAGCUGUUUGAACUUAAACAAGCCACUUGAGCAGCGGCAAUGUGUUAAAAGAAAGAAGCAAAUUUGACCCUUCCAGAUUGGUUAAACAAUCAUUUCUUAUUGGUGGCAAGUCUCAGUUUCACUGUAAAUACUCACAAGUGGGUUUUAUCUUGGCUAAUGUCAGUGGUAAGAACCCUAAAAAGGGUUUUUUUCUUAUGAUUUACUUGAAGUUAAAGGGUCCUAAAUUUAUGAGAAUAACAAUAUCCUGAUGCAUGUUUGAAUACUUUUACCAUUUAUUUAUCAAGCAGUGAUUGAUUCCUCUGAUAUGGCCAAUGCUGUGUUUCUAGGUUCCCAUGGGAACAUGUCCGAAGGCAGCUCGCGCAGCUCGCAGGAAGGUCUUGAUGGACUGCACAGCGAUGGCAGGCAACAAACAACGCCACAACGAACUCAGACGGGACCCGGCGUCUCUGAGCUCAGACCCCACGCCCCAGUCACCAGGGUGUGUACCAGCCCUCAUGUCGGACGCCCACGCCUGCAGCUCAACAUCAACGUCCCCGUGACAUCACACCUCAACAGCACACACCGAGCAGGUGAACCUGGACUUAGCCCGGCCUUGAGAUCGCAGGGUGGUGCAAACACUGGUGAUGGUUGCCCCAAGGACAGCCGCAGUCCUCCCCCUUACAAUGCUCACCAUCGACUGGCCGGUACGCAAAGUUCACCUCAGCUGGCAACAGCUCAGCAGCCCCCCCUGCAGCAUGGGAGACUCAAUGCAGGGCAGAGUAACUCAGCUUCAACGACAGAGGCCCAAAUGGUGCCACAUACGCCAGAGUGGCAAGACUGGCAGAGGGACCGGUGGCAGAUCUGGCAACUGCUUUCCUCGGACAAUGCAGACGCACUGCCUGAAACACUAGUGUGA